Messenger RNA from Podarcis lilfordi (Lilford's wall lizard), 48251 nucleotides. NCBI's taxonomy places the organism in Eukaryota, Metazoa, Chordata, Lepidosauria, Squamata, Lacertidae. The record is from the annotation of a GenBank genome assembly.
AUGUGCUUGUUGGUGAUUUUGUUUUAAUGUAGAUCCCUGUCCAGCAGGCAGGAGUUCCCCAAAUAUCAAAUUCGCAGGUUGCACUACUGAUAAUGAUUACAUCACGGGACAGCAGUAGGUAGACUGGUAUCUGGUCCAGAUCUUUGAAUGAAUUGUAGACUAGCAGGAUUCAGACCCUGGCCCUCUUCUAAAUUAGGCUGCAAAGAUGGAGAGAAUGGGGCUGGGGAGAUUUUUGUAUGACAGGACUGUGACCUCCAUUAUGAUACUGACAACAAAUUCCUGGGUCCUCAGUGACAACCUGAUCAAGAGCAUCUCUGUUUUGCUCCUGGCCCUUGUUGACCUUAAAAUAAAAAACAUCCUGCAGGCACCACAAUUCUUCCCUCACUUGGAUUACCUAACAGAACAGGGAGCAAGUAAUCAAAAUAGGGGUUCAGAGAGCAGAGCUGGCCCCUGUGCCAAAUCUAGCCAGAAGGUUGCUGCCUGGUUCUUCAUUUAGUUGCCAAGCCAGAGUGAGACAGAAGUGCCUGUACCAUAGAGCUUCCUGGGAAACUACUGUUGGGAAGAGGGUGGAGCUUUGGUCUCCUGUCAGAUAAUAAUGUAUACACAAGAACAUAUUAUUACAGUAUGUAUUAAUUUAUCAGGAAAAAGUACUAACCUCAUAUUCUGUACUCGAAGACAUAAACACAGAUUAACCAGAUUAAAUAAUAAACUGACAGGCAUUGGUGUAACGGACAUUUACCUAAACUUUUCAGUUUCUCUGGAGAACAGAAGGGGAGGUAGAGGAAACAGAAAUGAAACAGACCAACAUGAUAGUUGUGAGACUGCAUUUUCAGGGCAGAUGCACUGAAAUAAUGUGAGGGGCACAGGAAUGCAUAGUCUAGCCCCUCCCACACCACUAUAUGGCAUGGUCACACCUACACUGUAGCUUCCUGCAAUAUGAAAUGUUUACCCAACAUCCAUGUGUUCGGCAACAUGAGCAAGGCAUCUCAUUUGGAGAUGUAGUAAACCUGUUGUCUAGUUUAGCAUGAGGUGAGCAGCUUUAUCCCCUAAGAGCUUCACAAAUUUGUCUCAGUAGGCCUCCAAGUGCUCCACAUUUCAUUGGCCAGGAAAAAUGACAAAAAAACUCACCAUGUGGAACAGCUCUGCAGGAUGGCCACCUGAGGCUGCAAUGGAAGCAGAAUAGUAAGACUGAUGCAAUAGUCAUGAUUAAGAACUCUAAUUCAUGUUUGGUCAUCUUCACAAUGAGAUUUCCACCAUCUGCACUCUAGCCAUCAUCUGACCUUCAUUUUCCACAGUUCCCCAGAGAGCGAAUGUGGGUUCAUGAUGUCAGUGUAUCUUCUGGCUCCAUAAUUCAAGUGGGCUUAGUAGCAAUUCUAUCCUUGUUCAAGAGGCAUAAGUCAGAAACAGGAAAAUGAAAGCAAAAUAACAGCUGUUGGAUUGGAAAGCUUUUAUUCUUCAUAAUAUCAAUAUCACAAACAUGUUCCCCAGUAUUGUAACAGAGUAUUCAAGUGUAAAUGUUGAAUGAAAAAUAAAUGAAAGUAACUGAUGCAUGAGUUGAUUCUGGUAAAGGAGGAAAUAUUGAAACUCCGAACUAAAUUUGACUGGCACAUAAGAGGGAAAUGGCCACCAAGCUUUGGCCAAAAGCUCAUCUGCGACUGUUUGUGCUUGAAAGCAACUGAACUGCCUUCUCAGAUUAAAAAAAUAAUAAUUUAACUUUCAAGUCUUACAGAAGAUGUUAUACAACACCGCCAAUAAAUCAAAUUGCAAGCCAUGACAUACCCGAGGACAAUUCCUCAUUUUGUGAUCUUCUGUGGCACAUUAGUUGGUACCUAACAAUUAAAUGUGCAUAUAGGAAACAAAGAUGAUUCUUUGGUGCUUUUUCUGGUAUACAUCAGGGCUCUCCACCAUCCUAAGGUGCUAGAAGAAAUGUUAGAAGUAUAUAGAUACUUUUUCUGAAACACAUUUGAGGUCUACACCCACCAUUCUUCCCAUAAUGUACCACACAUUUGGGGAUUCUCCCCUCUCUACAUUUUUACCACUUCUCCCUCUUAAAAAAAAAAUGUAAGCACUCUUAUCAGUUUUACUAAUGCCAAGGUCUCCCUUCUCUGAUUUCUGGUGAACCUGACAAUGCUGGGGGAAAGCUUAGUCAUUAUCUCUUCGCUCUCCUUGUUCUCAAUGAAACAGGAGAAGGUUGGGUGAAGGCCUUGUCAAGGUCACCAAUACAGGAAAUCUUCCAUCUGCCCAUCCCUUUCCCAUCUCCUGCUCCAAGGGUCAGAGGGUGUGUGUGUGUGUGUGUUUUCUUUUAAAAAGUAGUAUUUCUACACAAAAUACUUUAAUUUUUAAAAUAAACUGGCAGGCAUUGGUGUAACUAAUAAGACAUUUCCUCAAACUUUUAAGUUUCUCUGGAGAACAGAGGGAGGGAUGAAGGAUAGAGAAAUGGAACAGGCCAAAAUGAUAUUUGUGGGAUUGCAUCUUCAGAACAGAUUGUCUUGGGACAAUGAGUGACAGAUACUGACAAUGACCACAGUUUAGCUGGGUGGGAAUAACUGACUGGGGAAAUAAAAGAUCAAGCUGUUUCUCAGUGAGUCUGUUAGUCAACUGAGGCUAUAGGUAGCUGCUUGGCUCUAGAUUUUUAUCCACUGUUUUUCUUUUCCGUAUUUUUUUUUUGUUCUGGUGACUGGUGCUUCUGUCAAGGCUCUUGUCACACUGUGGAAUGGUAAGCACCAGUCACCAGAUGGAAAUCCCUCAAAGCAUUCAGGAAUACAUCAGAUUCUCUAUGGGUGGACUAUCUGAUUUGGUUUUCCAGCCCUGCAGAGUGAAGUCAUCUUGUGUUUUAAUUUGUUGGAAGCCACCGAAUGGCUGGCUAACCCAGUCAGAUGGGAGGCAUAUAAAUAAUAAAUUAUUAUGAUUAUUAUUAUAACUGCAUUCAGCCCAAAUCUCAACAGUGAUCUGUCCAUGACAAUGGAACGGAUUUAUGAUGAGCUGCCCCCUCCAUCAGCUGAGUAUUGCAAGUCUGCUUUGUGGCAAAUACCGCAAAUGAAGGGGGAGCAGUGAAAUAGCCAUGUUUGCUGAUACAAUUUUUUUUUCUUCAGAAUUGCUAAAACAAAAAUAGAUUUUAAGGAGCUCCAAACUGGGUGAAUGGACACUAAAAUGGGAAAUGUAAAUUGAAGUAAGCAAGUGUAAAUUGAUACAAACUGGGGCAAAAAGUCUUAAUUUCACAUAUAUACUAAUAGGGUCUGAGCUGGCAGUGGGUGACCAAGAAUAAGACCUUGGAGUCAUAGUGGGCAGCUUAACAAAGACGUCUGCCCAGUGUAUGGCAGUUGUAGAAAAGGUGAAUUCCAUGUUAGGGAUCAUUAGAAAAGAAAUUGAAAGCAAAGCUGCCCAUUUCAUAAUACAAAUCUAUGGUGUGCUCACACACUGAAUACUGUGAAUAACUCUGGAUGCCACCUCCGGAGUGGAAAACACUCAGAAAAAGGCAAGCAAAAUGAUCAAAUGGGCUCAACUUCCAUAUAAGGAAAGGUUACAACAUGGGUUUUCGCGUAGAAAAAAGAGUUAGUUGGGGGAACAUGGUAUGAAGAAAGUAGACAAGUCCCCCUCUCGUAAUACUAGACAGAACACGGUCAUCCAAUGAAGCUGAAUCGUGGAAGAUUUAGGAAAAGCAAAAGGCAGCACUUCUUCACACAGUGCAUAAUUAAAUUGUGGAAUUUGCUACACUAUGUAGUGGUGCAUUGUGUUUCUAUUGCAAUUAUCUCUAAUUUUUUACUAGAUCAUAUGUGUGUGUAUUUAAUUCCAUUAAUGUUUAACUGAUCUUAUUUUAUCUGUAUGUCACCUGGAGUCCCUGUCAAGGAUAAAAGUUGGGUAAAUAAUAAUAAUAAUAAUGGUUCUAUACUACCUUCAAGCAUCAGAGGUGGUAUUGCAAGUUGUUGAGGAACACAACCAGGAGACUGCUAUUGUUAUGUCUUACUUGUUGCCUUGUGGGAGGAACAGGAUGCUGUACAGUACUAGAAUGGUCUUUGAUCUGAUCCAGAAUGAGUCUUUAAAAUUUUUACUAUGUUAUAAACUUUUAUGGACUUGGGUCCACUUCAUCUGAUACGUGUAGUGUGAUUCUCAGUUACAUGCAUGUUGUUGUUUUUUUGCUGCAAUACACUGACCCAGUCACCCCUCUAAAAAUAUUUAAAAUUUUAUCAUAAUUCACAAUUAAAAAAGCACAUUCUACAGAAAUCCAUUUUUAAUCUUCUCUAAAAUUGAAUUGAUAACCAGUGGCAUUCCUUGAAUGUACUGCUUAAGAAAGAAGAGUUAUGUACACUUUAGAUUAGUUCCUAUGUCAAACUUGUCUUCAUUUAUUGUUCUUUCUAGCUAAUGCCUUCCAAACAUGUUCCCCAUUGACCCCUUUCUCUUCGAAUCUGCUUUGUCUGAAUCAAUUUCUAAGAAGCCCUUUGAACAGAUGAAAUUCUGGAUGGUUUUAAGAAGAUCCUUUGGUGAUCCAAAACAAACUUAUCAUGUUUCCAUUUUAUCUACGGGGAAUAUAUUAAAUGCUAGCAACUGUCUCAAGAGAUGGAUUAGAAAGAAACCAGAAAAUCCGGGAAGCACACUCUUUCCCCAAAGUUUCUUCCACCUCAUUUCUAAUAAGGCUCAGGGAGAAGAGGCUAAUGUUGGCACAGCAAAUCAAUCUUAUUUCCGAUUUCAGUCCUCGGAUGGGCUUUGGUGAUGGUAGAGAGAUCAAACUCCAGCAGGGAGUUUGAACCUGGCUGCCUCUUAUUACGUCUGUCCAACUUCAUAAUUAAGUGUUGCUUUAAAUUAUUAUGAGGAAGGGCCCGAGGGAGGUGCAUCGGCAGUUCCAGGUUCACCGUCGUCGUCGUCGCCCCCAUCUCCUUCUCCCUCCUCUGGCCCCACCCAAGCGCGAUCUAGCGCCUUCCCGCUGUUGCAGCCCCUUAAAAUAAAAGUGGAUCCAAUAACACGUUGAUUCCUAGCGGGAGAGGGAUGUACUUCCGCAGAUUGUUCUUGUGGGGAGGGGGAAGGCGAAGGCGACUGAUAUAAGAAGUUAGGCAGCGUAAAUAUCUUAUCUUUAUCUAUUUAAAAAGCGGAGGUUUGGGGGCUCCGCCUGGGAUCGGGGGCAAGUGAGACAAGAGCCACAGUCCAAACCUCCAAAGCCACUGACACCCCCGAUCAACGUUCAGUCCAGGGCAGCAGCCGGCCGAAGAAUCGCAUUAGGAAAGGGGCUGCAGCUGUGGAUCAGCUGCUGCCGCCGCCGCCGCCGCCGCUGCUGCGAGGCAGGGGAGGAGUUUAAAGGGGAUCAGGAAGCAACGGAGUGUCUAACACCUCUCCCCUGCUAUGGCUGGCUAAAGAAAAAUCAUCAUAACCAUAACAAGAAGGGGGGGGGGAGGCGGAGAGAAGGCAGAGGGAGUGAGCCAGCCGAGCAAGCGAGGGGGUGGUGGGGGAUCAGCAGCAGCAGCAUGAGAAGGCGAGCUGAUCUGGGGGGCAACAUGAGGUCAGUGGUGGGCUUCUUGUCCCAGAGGGGCUUGCAGGGAGACCCCCUGCUCACCCAGGACUUUCAGAGGAGACGCCUGCGAGGCUGUAGAAACCUCUACAAGAAGGAUCUCCUGGGCCACUUCGGCUGUGUCAAUGCCAUUGAAUUCUCCAACAAUGGAGGCCAGUGGCUGGUCUCAGGUAAUGCAACCCCUCCCCCCUCCCUCAAUUUUUAUUUUCUUCUUCUCUUCUCUCCCCCACCCCCCACCCCGCCCGCAUCCCCGAGCCCGCAUCGGAAGACGACCAUAGCGGCGUUGAGAGGCGUAUUCUCUCUCCUAUACACACAAACACCCCCGAUGUUUCCCAAAUAGAGAUCUAAAAUGGUUGACAGGUUUUUUGGGGGGGUUGUUUUUGUUCCCCACCCCAAGUCCUGUUUAUGGUGGCGGUCUGGUUUGUGGGAGUGGAAGUUUCGUCUUCCCGAUCAGAAAGUGUCGGCUACUCUGCGAGGCUUGAUAGUGUGUUUUUUUUUUAAGAGAGAGAUAAAAACCGAUGUAUAUUAAUAACUGACUGCCUAGUCCUCCUAGUGUCGGGGGUGAUUGGGAACAAAAUGGAUAAAGACCCGAAGGAAUCCCAGGGGCAAAUGACAAAAGUAAAUAACGAGAGACGCAACAUAUCCCAAAUGGAGACCGGGGUCGGUUUUUGUGGCCGGAUCCGGAAGGAUCCGUUGUUUCCCCCCCUCCACUUAAUAGGGCGUGUGUGGUUUUGAAGGCAGCUGGCUAAUUCAGGGAGGGGGCAGCACUGCGGGGGGGGCACUUGUUUAUUUUAAAACUGCGGGGUGAUUUUAUUUUGCGCAGCGCCUUUCUGGAAAGAGGUGGUGCAGACACUCGUUUCCUACCCCCCCCCCCGGCUUUAAUUGUAACUGGGGAAGAGUGUGUUUGGGGGGGGGCUUCCUUAUGGGGAGGGGGAUCUGCUGUCAGGUGUCGGGGAGCCUCGGAGUUGAUGCGAGAGCUGCGCCCGGGUGGGGGAGGCGUAGGGAGGCGCCCCUUCCGGACGGGGCCCAGGGAAUAAUAACCCCUUCGGCCUGCCGCCCCCUUUCUGCGCCUGGCAUCAGGGGCAGACCCCCGGGAGGUGGGCCAGAUCCGUCUCCCUCCUCCCGCCUGCCCCGCUAUAGCCGCCGCUCCCCGCUCUGAGAGGAAAUGGCUAACUCCAGGCCGGGGCUUGAGUGGGAGCUGCAGGCCUCGCUCUCCUUGAGCUCCUCAUAGCGACAGGCCUGGGAAUCGAUGGCCUAUCCAGGGAGGGGAGGGCGACACGCGAGUGGCACAUCGCAGCCCUUGCGAAGCGUCUCUCCCGUGUGUGUGUUUCGGAGUCGGGGUUUCCCUCUCUCGCAGCCGUGGCUGGGGGUGUCUUGACAGGUGGCCAAAGGGAGGCAGCCCUCGCCUGCCUCUCCCUCUCCUCGAGGAGGAAACGUAGGCCACGGAUAGGAGAGUCAAGAUGCACAAGGAUGCUUAAUCCGGAAUAACUACCGCCAAAUGGUUCUCUACACCAUUUAUAAUCUCACACUUGGCGGCUUCAUCCACUCGAGUGCCUUCUCUCUUUAACCUAUCCCGGCUUGGAAAGUGGCCCAGUGGCUGAAGCCUGUUUAAUUGGUAACUAAUAACCAAUGUUAAAGGAGCCCUUUCCCUCUUUUUCCACCCUGAAGGCUUGUUGCAUCUGCAGUCUGAAGGCAAUUCUGACACAGCAAACCCUUUCUUCAAAAGGAAGAAAGGGAAACUGAGGCAAAGGGGGACCUUGCUCUUUCUACUGCCUUUAAUUUGAGAUAAGCGCAAAGAAGGGUUUUGGCAUUUUACUUUUAAAUUCUAUAAUCAUUUUGGAGGGACAAGAAGCCUCUCUGGCUCCAAGUGCCUUAUAUAAGCUUCGGCCUCAUCUGGAUGGGCAUAGCCUGGCAUCAGUAGCCUAUGCUCCUGUAAUCUCUAGGUUACAUUACUGUUUUUAUAAAUUGGGCUGCCUUUGCAGGUUGUUUGGAAACUGCAGCUUUUGCAGAACGUUAACGGAGACCAGGUGAUCUGGACAUAAAACACCAGAUCUGGCCUAGCUGCGUUGGCUCCCAGUUUGUUUCCAAGCCCAGUUCAAAGGACUGGUUUUAACCUAUAAAGCCUUACACAGCUCAGGACCCCAACAGCUUGCAGAUGGCCUCUUCCUAUAUGAGCUUCCCCAGAUCCUAAGAUCAUCAUCGGAGGCUCUUUGUAUGGAGGACGGCAGCAAGAGCAUGAGUGUUUUCAGGGAUGCCCCCACCCAUUUGUGAACUGCUCUCCUCGGGAAGGCUUGCCUGGCACCAAUAUUUUUUUGGACCAGGUACUUGAAUGCUAAUAUAAUUAUAGCUCCUGCGGGCAUUCUGCCUGAGUAUUUUUAGGGAGUGUGCUUAUGUAGUGGGUAGGGGAGGAGUAUUCAUCUAUUAUAAUGAGUGGAUAAUCUAUUUUAGUGUAUGACUGCUGAUUUUGAAUGUUGUAUUUGUAUAUAUUAUCAAUUGCUUUGAGAUCCUGAAUAGUGGCAUAAUAAAGGAAAUAUAGGAAGCUGCCUUACAGUGAGUCAGACCAUUGGUCCAUAUUGCUCAGAGCCAUCAACGCUGAAUGGUAGCAGUUUUCCUGGGUUUCCAGCAAAAGUCUUUUCCAGCCCUGCCUGGAGAAUCCAAAAAUUUAACAUGGGACCUUCUACAUGCAAAGUGUGUUCUGUACUAUGGAGCUGUAACCCUUUUCCUAAAUAUAUUUCAAUGCACUCAUAACAUGCUGUGAUAGGGUCACUGUUUCCACUUCUCAGAUAUGAAAUGGAAACUAGCACAAAUUAUUUGCCUCAGGCUGUCUGAGUCCAUAGCUUAGCCCUUUAUAGUCCUCUGCUUGGAAGGUAAUCUCUCUCAAUAUCAAAGGGUGUUUCUGCUAUUACUGUUCUAGCAAUAAUUAUGUUCCAUUUGAUUUAACUGGGCUUUAAUCUAAGGUGAACAGAUUAAAAAAUUAGCUAAUUUUCAUUUUGUCUAGCUUUCAAGUGACUUAAAUUUGCAUAUGGUAAAAGACACAGUGUGGGUGCUAGGAACGAACAGUUUUUGUGAAGCGUGAGAGGUUUUAAAGUGGAAAAAGACAAAACUCAUUGUUUUGAUGAAAAUGACAUCUUUAUUGCUUUACUACAUCUCAGGAUAUUCCAUAUUCUACUAACAUGCCAGAGCUAAAGUGCUUUCAGAAAUAAACAAGUUCAAUGCCCAUCAUUAUUGUGGAAGCUCCAAGUUUAGAAGACAUGUUAAUAGAGAUUUCAAGUGAACCCUCACUACUUCAGAUGUGUGAUCUAUAUUUAAAGAAACAGCUGUUUUAUUCUGGAAGUUGUCUACAUCCCCGCCCCACCCCCACUAAAAAAACAAAACAGCCUUGGUGUGUGGAUGAAAGCUGCUGUUUGAUGUGCAAUAUGAUUAACCCUUUAGAAUCUUGUUUUUAGUCCCUGAUUAUUGGUAGGAAAAUGUUCACCAACUUUUAAACACAAGCUAAUCUACCUAUAAGAGGCAAUAAUCCUAAACUACUCCUGCCCUAUUUUCAAUAUUAUUCAAAGGCUGCUUUGUUGUGAUUAACUAAGUAAUACAUAGUAAUCAUAUUUAGGCAAUUGCAGGUUCCAUCAGCUGCAGCUCCCAAAACUGGGGUGGAUGGAGUACUAUGCAGUAUGUGAAUGAAGAGGGUGAAUAAAUUGUGGGAUUAUGAUUUUUCAGGAGAGGAGAGUGCAUAAAACUAGCCUUGGUUGCAAACCCUUUCCCCUCUCUAUAGCAGAAAUAAGGCUAUUUAAUAUUUUAAUAAUAUUUAAUUUAUUUCUCAAUGAUUUAUCAGUAUCGAUAUUAAAACAUACUAGCAGCAUUUAUACACUUUUGAGCGUAUCUGAAUGUUAUGGACAGAACUGUAACGAAUACUGGGUUUUGGCUUCAAACAUUCAUCACUUGUUGUAGAAGUGUAUCCAAAAAAUGUGGACUUGUAAGGUUUUUGAAACUUAAGCACUAUAGCAAGAAAGGAAAGAACGAGCUCUCCACUGGAAAGAGUAUGGCUGCAGUUUGGAUAAUUAGGUUCAAAUAUAUGGGAAAACACACAUUUUAUUUAGAGACCAGAUUCACAAGACUAUGGUUUGUGGAAUAUUUGUUGCAUAGAAGAGGACUGUUGGCAGGUAUAGCCUUUCCCCCCUGUACAAAUAUGACAGGAUAUUUCACUUGCAGACACUCUCUGAACUGCCCAGCUAGUAAAUGUACUGGACCCUUGUCCUCCUCCACAGUUGUCGGACCAUGAGGCAACUCACUUGAGAUCCCUAUACAGUACUGGUUCUCGCAUAUCUAGUACAAAGCCUUUAACUUCAGAGGUUUCUGUAGCCUUGCUCCAUCUCCUGCCUUAGUUCAGGUGAUAUCCCUGCAUGUGACCUUCGCUAUUCAACUCUUACCAAUUGUCUAAAAACCUCCAGUUUGCCCUCCCCUCUCCAAUCAUUGCACUGCCCACCCAUGGAUGUUGGGGGGGGGUGUUCUGUCCCUCCUGGCAUACUGCUUUGUCCUUCUUAAAUACCUCCUCAAAGCCUACCUUUUCCUGGCCUGUAUCUUUAGUUACCUUUGGUUCCCCAGCUGCCAUCUUGCUCUCCUUUGGUAACUUUGUUUUUCCUUGAUGUUUAAUGUCUGUUGACUGCUGCUGUUCUACUACAUUUGAAUCCACCUUUCCUCUAAGGAGUUCAGAGUGGCGAGCAUGCAGAGGUGUAUCUAGGGGUUGAUGAAACUGGCCCCUGCAGAGCAGGGUGCAAAAAUCACCUACCGGGCUAUGGAGUGUAUGAUGUAUAUGUGCUUGGUGACGCAAUGCCACUGUUGCAGUGAGAUCAAACACAGGCUUUCUCUGCAGUAAAGUGAUUUUUUUUGGGGGGGUGCCAAUACAGCUUAUUGCCAAGGGCUUAAGGGACCCUUGGCACACUUCUGCCAGCAUAGUUUUCCUUCUUCCCAUUUUAGGUAGGUUGAGGUAGGUUGGCCUGGGUGUAUUUGACUGCCCCAAUAAGUUUCAUGGCCAAGUAGGGAUUUGAACUUAAGUUUCCUCCAUCCUAGUCACACAUGAGCCAUUAUUCCACAUAGUGUCUCUCUUUUGUCUACUUGACAGAAAAGUUGCCCACUUCCUAAACUUGUUACUAGGCUCUUCUAAAGUGGAAAGGUUUCCUUUAUCCUGAAUGAAAUAAAAGGGUUAGACUACUUCUAGGGCUUGAUUCAAUGCAUCCUUAAAAGCACACCUUAGAAUAUUUGCCUUAAAGUAAUAUUCUGGCUAUGACUGUCCCUUCUGUGAAACAUGAGCAGGUUUCAAAUAUGACAACCAUUGGUAAAUUUGCAGCAGUCUAUAUUCUUUAGAAAUGAAAAGGAGAUGGUACUAAUAUUCAAAAGUGAAUUUUAUCUAUUUGGAGCUAUUAAUUUUAUUAGAGUGUAAAUUGGUUAGUUCUUUACUUGAUAUAGACAAAUUCUUAAUGAAAAGUGUAGCAACGUAUUUUAAUGAACAGAAUGUGCUUAGGUUUCUCAUGUUAAUUGUUAUCUUUUUACUUGUCUUUUCUAUUCCAAUCUUUACCUUCUUAAUUGAACCCAGAAUUCUUCUGCUAGAAUUAUCUGCAGCUGGUUUGACCACAUCAAACAGCUGUUGUUUUCUCUUUCCACCCCAGCAACAUCUUUCUUCAAAACACUUACCUUGCUCUCUUGAUUUCCCCACCCUUCCCAUUCUCUCUCUCUCUCUCUCUCUCAAAUUUUGACAGUCUCCAAGUUCUACCAUUCUUACUCAUUCUCCUAUCUGCCUUUCCUAGAUCAAUCCACAAAAGUCCUGAGUUCUUCCUGAGAAAUUCGGAACAAUAUUGAUCUUGAAAGAUGUACAAAUACCCUCAUAUCUGAACUGUUUCUCUGUGUGAAAACAUUAUCACUCCUUUCCUAGAGCAGCUCCCUGUCACAGAAGGAAUGACAGCCUAAUUCCAUAUGAAGAAUAUAAGAAUUAUAAGUGGGGCCCUACAAUGAAAUGUUGCAGCAUGAGCUGCUUCUGUUCAGAGGUCCAGCCACUCCACUCCAUUCCAUUCCCCCUCACCCCUUGUCCAACCCCCUCGGCAACAGGAAGUCAGCAUUUUGUGUCCACUGAGCAUUCUUAAUCCUAACUGGGGUGUGUUUGGGAUUUUUUGGGGGGUGGGGUGGGAGGUAGAGCAGACGAACUAAUGCUCAAUCCUAUCUACUUAAAAAUCUUGAAAUCUCCCUUGAUUUCUAUGUGCACUGUUAACAUCUUUCCUGAGGAAUAUACUUAAGUGCAUUUUAUACAGGUGAGCCAGAGGAGUUUACCUCAGUGGGUGCAGAGAGUAGUGAAUGCCUCAGUACAGGUGCAGGAGGUACCACUGGCCCUUAGAUAAGCAGUGGGAUGCCCCCUUAAGAGGACCUCCCUGGACCCAGAAGUGUUAAGCAACCAUCACCUAGUUGUUAGUUGUCCUUGUUAAGCAAGGUGCUCAGGAUCCUCAUGGCAGUUCAGCUAUAAGAGUGCUUGGAAGAAGUAGAUUAUAUCAGGGGUUGGCAAACUAAGGUCUGUGGGCCAGAUCAGGCCCAAUUGCCUUCAAGAUCUGGCCUGCAGACUGUUCGUGGAUCUGCGUGGGGAUUCUGUUCAUUUGGGCUGUGCCAUUCCCCCCCCGCGCGCCAUUCCAUUCCAUUCCCCCCCCCCACACACACCACUGCGCCCCCUCCUCCCUCCUUCCUCCUGGCUUCUCCCCUCCCUGCCUAGAGGAGGAAGGGGGCUGGGCUGGGCUGGGCUGGCUGAGCGCCAUUUUAAGCAGCCCCUCUCCGGAGCCAGCCCUUUCGCGCCACUCAUCUUCCCUCCGCCACUGAUGCCCUGGUGCUCCUGUGGGCCAGAGAGUGGAGCGGAUGAGCUCCCUCUGUCUACCCACAAGAAGCAGCAGCGGUGGUGGACCCCUGGGAAGGUAAGCGCAGCGGGUGGGGAGGAUGACUACUUUCCCCCCUCACCUCUUCUUCCAGCUCCCCCUUCCCCGGUGCCGCUUCUCCGGCCCAUCACAAGGUCUGAGGGACAGUGGACUGGCCGGCUAAAAAUGUUUGCCGACCCCUGGAUUAUAUGGACCAUUUUCAGUCUGUUCAGGCUCUGGUAAGGCACCUGAAUGGCCUUGGUCACCAGUCUCUCUGCCUCUCUCAAAUUCUUCAACACAGCUAUUCCUUAAAGAACAGUGCACCAAGGUCACACCCAUGACUUCUGUCCAGCAGUCAUACAUGUAACUUACAGUUCAGUACACUGUCCUCUGUACAGUAGGACACAUGGCCAACCUAGCAUCAUUGAAUUUUAGAGUUGGAAGGGAUCCCAAGGGUUCUCUAACCCAAACCCCUGCUAGGCAGGAAUCACAAGUAAAGAAUCCCCGACAGAUGGUAAUCUAAUGUCUCUGAAAACCUCAAAUAAAGGAGAGUCCCUUGAGGAAACAUCUGAAGGCAGCCCUAUAUAGGGAAGCUUUUUAAUGCUUUACUAUGUUUUUAUAUAUGCUGGAAGCCACCCAGAGUAGCUGGGGCAACCUCAAGAGCAUUCCACAGGGUGGGCCCCACUACUGGGAAGGUCCUCCGCCUGGUUCCCUGUAGCUUCACUUCUCGCAGUGUGGGAACCGCCAGAAGGCCCUUGGUGCUGGAUCUCAGUGUCUGGGCUGAACGAUGGGGGUGACUUGGCUUCUAGACCCUUUGUCAUCUUUGUCGAUAUCCUUAAACUGUGGUGCCCAGAGCUGGACACAGUACUCCAGGUGGGGUCUGACCAAGGCAGAAUAGAGUGAUACUAUUACUUCACUUGUACAAGUAGAUAGACCUGUGGCAAACAGUUGUUGAUACACUAGGGCUAUAACUAUGUCCAAAAGCUGAAAUAGACCUGUAGUGCUCACUUCCAAACACUCCAUCUUUGGGGACAUCUUUGGAAGCACUGUUAGGAGUUACAAUUAUGCCUGUAAAUAGAUGAGAUGUGCUCAGAAGUAUACCCUUGGACUUGCUGCUUGGAUUUAUUAUUCUGGCAAGCUAUGUAAACACAUCCAAGUAUAUUCAGUUCAUAACAAGUCUACUUAAAAGGGCAAGAUUGGAGAUUAAGUACAAACCCAGUAGUAAAACCUUAAUUUUCUCAAGUCUCCUCAAAUUGUAGCCUGAGGUUGUCAGAGGAUUUUGUAGGCUUUUGUUUCUUCCAUUGAGCACAUCGCAGAUAUCCAUGAUUUAAUUGUUUUGGGAGCUAAUUUACCUUAAAAACUUUCCACUUAAUCAUGGUGCAUGUUGGAAAAGUGUUUCCUUGUAUGAUGUGGUGGUUAGACUUGGAACGGGGAAGCUGGAGUUCAAGUCCCUACAUGACCAUGAAGCUCAGUGGGUGACUUUAGCCAGUUACACUCUGCAUCACAGUGCUGUUGUGGACAAAAACUUGGAGAGGGGAACCGUAUAUGCUAAUCGCGAGCUCCUUGGAGGAAGGGAAGGAUAUAAAUGCAAUAAAUAAAACACGUAGUGUUGACUCUUGUCUCUAAUCACAGAUGAUGCAAUUGUUGUAUAUGUUCGCUUCUUUCUGGAAAACCACUGAGCAACAGUGAAGAGAUUUUGCUUAUAAUGGGGCUGUUCAUAGUGCCACAGCAAUAGAGGCUCCGUAAUUUGGCUUUCAUGUUGUAAAUGCUGGUUUCAGCAGAAAUUGUGCAGAUGCUUAUAGUGCUGUUUUUCUCCACUCUCCCACAUAGGUGGAGAUGACCGCCGAGUUCUACUGUGGCAUAUGGAACAAGCCAUCCACUCCAGAGUCAAGCCUGUUCAGCUGAAAGGGGAACAUCAUUCAAAUAUCUUCUGCCUAGCUUUUAAUAGUGGCAACACCAGAGUAUUUUCUGGAGGUAAGGAAGAAAAGCUUCAAGGGGAACAUCUUCAAUGGAAAAUUAGGGUUUCAGAAUCUUUCUGUGAAUUUAUUUUCUUUACAGUAUACUUUUGGUUUUUCACUUGUGUAGGCUUGGCAUCCUAACAACAAUCCCUGCAAAGGGAAUUCUGCCUUUUCUGAGCAUAAUAUUUUGGAUCGGGGAGAAUUGUGUUCCUCCUCCCAGGUAGUCUGUGAAUUGCUAUUUGGGCAGUGGUUGUGGGAGUCUCAGAGACUCUGCUGGAUGCUGCCUGUGACUUGGAGUACAAUAUGUUGCCUGCCUCAGUUAACAUAUAACCACCAUAUUUUAAAAGGAGGAGAACAUCAGCAGCAGGACACUUCCCCACCCACCAUCCACCCCUGGUGCAGUUCUCCAUAACAGGUUGGCACUGAAGAGUGCAUGAACAAAUAUAGACAAGCAAGGAUGAAGAACAAGUUCUUCUGCUCAGCAAGAUUGUCCUAUCCUCUAAAUCCAUUCUGUGUGGAUGGGCUAUAAGGUAAAGGUAAAGGGACCCCUGACCAUUAGGUCCAGUCGUAGCCGGCUCUGGGGUUGCGGCACUCAUCUCACUUUACUGGCCGAGGGAGCCGGCGUACAGCUUCCGGGUCAUGUGGCCAGCAUAACAAAGCCGCUUCUGGCGAACCAGAGCAGCGCACGGAAACGCCGUUUACCUUCCCGCCAGAGCAGUACCUAUCCAUCUACUUGCACUUUGACGUGCUUUUGAACUGCUACGUGGGUAGGAGCAGGGACCAAGCAAUGGGAGCUCACCCCAUCGCGGGGAUUCGAACCACCGACCUUCUGAUUGGCAAGUCCUAGGCUCUGUGGUUUAACCCACAGCGCCACCCGCAUCCCAUAUGUGGGUGGGCUAUAUCACACUCUUAAUAUGCAAGAGGGGCAUGUGGUAAGGAAAGGCAACUAGCGUAUGCUUGGGCUGGAUAAAAAAAAUCAUGUGACUUCAGCUAGGCUGGGAUAGCUUAACCUGUUUGGGGCUGAACUGACCCAUGAUCAUCAAUCCUUUAGGAGCUGCAUGUCAGAGUGGGUAUUCCCAGAGUGUCAAACUGGGUGUGAGAAGAACUGUGGUAGGGGGCUUGGAAGGUCACACAGAAGGUUUUGAUGCAGGGGAUCUGCAGGAGCUGUCAGUAAUGUUUUAAAAACUAUAAAAAGUUGUUUAAAAAAUAAAUAUUUAAGGAGUAGUCUUGGGCACUCACAAAAACCUUGGUGAUGGGACUGGAUAUGGCCAGCAUGCCAUAGGCUAGCCAGCCUUUAGUUAGGCUGUCAAUUCAGAGACAGGCAAAACCAAUGUUGAGCAGCAAACAGGAGUCCUGAUCCUGUGUUUUCCUCUAGCAUGUAAUGUGAUGGCAUUGGCAAGACCAGGAGGGUAAGUAGGCUGGGGGAAUGCUUGAGCUUCUUAUUUCCCAGCCACUUUCCUCCACUCGAUGGGGGCUAGCACCUAACCCUGGAACCAGGCAGAGGGCGAUAUUGCGGAGGUCCGAAGAAUGAGCACUUGGGUGGAGGGCGCUGCCACUAUGAUCUAGAAUGGAGUGCAAGAGGUGGGGAAGCGCUGAAGUUUGGUGUUGCACAGGGCGCCACUGAAAUUUGAGACCCCCCAGGUCUACCACUGCGAGCAGCACUUCCUCCCUGUACUUCUUCUCCCGGACAAAUGUCGUCUCAUUUCUGCUACUGGGUAUGUCCAAGUCAAGCAAGCAGGGAAUUGGGAGGAAUUUUACCCUGGACACCUUGUGCUGCCAUGAGAAAAAGGUAGCAGGCUCAUCUUUUUUUAUUUCAAAAUGAAAAUUGCAAGCACAUUAUUUCUCAAUUUUCAUUACUAAUAUGCUAUAAAAUUCUGUUUCUUCAUCUAGGUAAUGAUGAACAAGUGUUGCUCCAUGACGUUGACAGGUAAAUGCAUUACCUGCAAUGCCUGAACACUCUUGGUGUGUGUGUGUGUGUGUGUGUGUGUGUGUGUGUGUGUUUCCUAAAUGCUAACCGGUUGUUGUAUGAUAUUUUCACUAAUACAGGGGUUGCCAACAUUGUGACCUCCAGAUGUUGCUGGGGUCCAUUUCCCGCCAUCACUAACCAUGGGCCAUGCUUGCUGAGGCUAAUGAGAGUUGGCAGUUGAGCUGCAUCUGGAGGGCACAAGGUUGGCUAAUCCUGACCAUGUUGGCUGAAAGCCUAUGCGAACACCCAUUCUUGUUUGUCUUCUAUUUACUGCUUUCUCAUGAUAUUUUAUCUUCAUCCUCUUGUCUUUCCCCUUGAUAUGGUUACUAGAUAACAUACUAUGGAAAAACUGUAUCAGAGCCAUUAGGCUUGUUAAGCUAUACAGCAGAAUCUUAACCACGUCUACUCAGAAGUAAGUCCUGUUGAAUUCAAUGGGGCUUAUUUCCAGGUAAGGGUUUAGAGCUGCAGCCUUCCCAAAUAAUGUAAAAUAGCCAAAGACCCUGAUCUGGAGAGAUCCUAAUGUAUGUGCUUUCUUUCUUUCCUUUUUUAUAUUUAACCCUCCCUACCCUGGGGGCAGAUUCACAAGCAGUUUUUAAAACAUCUGAGUUUAAAGAACUGGUGAUUUUUAUGGAUGGUGUGGGGAAAUAAGUUCUGCCAGGUGUAUAGGACCAAAAAUAUUCACUUUGCAUACCAGCCCCCAUGUGUGUUGAUAUUUCCUGCUAACUUAAAGCCCAAUUCUAUGCACAAUAGGUUGCGCUUAUUUCAAUGGGGCUUACUUCCAAGUAAGUGUGCAUACAAUUGCAGGGGUAGGCUACAAUCCUUCCCUCAUUUACCUGGGAUAAUGUUAGUGGACAUGUAUAGGAUUGCACUGUUCAAUCUCCAAAUCUCUACUGUUAAAUUUUCUACCUACUGCUACUCAUAUACAGGAUAAUGGACUUUACAUAUUUUCAAGUAACAUUUUUCAGUGCUACCUGGCAGACUGUCCUGCCUAGCCUUAAAUGAGAAAGAUGAAAAACAGAUGUCUGUGUCUUUUUCAGCGGUGAAACCUUGGAUGUAUUUGCCCAUGAAGAUGCAGUGUAUGGGCUCUCUGUGAGUCCCGUGAAUGAUAACGUUUUUGCAAGCUCAUCUGAUGACGGCAGAGUUCUCAUUUGGGAUAUCAGAGAGUCUUCGCAGGGAGGUGAGGGCUAUGUUUGAGUGUGAAUGGUGGUGAGCUCUCUCAUUGGAGGGAAUUCGUCCUGAGAUGUGAAAGUCCAGAAAAAAACAGAGGGAGAGGGAGAAAGAAUACCUUUCUAGUCCCCCUCCCCACUUUUCUGAGGAUGGUUAAAACUUUCCAACAGAAAAAAAAUGAACAUUUUGGGAAUGUUGGGGGGACUAUUUUGAAAUGUUUUCUUUUUUAUAAAUAAUGAAAUGCUUUACUGUAAUGUAUUAUAUAAACAUAGUAUCCACAAUCCAUGUUACUUUAAAAGUGUCAUUGUAUUCCUGCUAAUAAUUUCAGCUGUUUACAAUGGUCUCUCAAAUACGUUAGAAGGUUAUUCCAGUCUUUUAAGAAUACUUGGUCUUCCUGAUUUCUCAUCUUUCCCAUCAGUCUAGCUAUUUCUGCAUAUUCCAUCGGCUUGGUCUGCCACUCUUCUCUGGUCGGUACUUCUUCUUUCCAUCUCUGGACAGGAAACAUCCUGCUGCUGUCGUUGCAUACAUAAACAGUCUUUUAUUUUCUUUUGGUAGUUAAAAUGCCUAACAAAAAAGCCGCUGUUUUUUUUUAAACAAAAGUUACUUUAAACAUUUUUUUCAGCUCAUUAUAUAUCAUUUCCCAGAAAGCUUUUACUACCCCACAUGACCACCACAUGUGAUAAAAUGUACCCUCUUUCCUUUUACAUUUCCAGCACACAUUUGAACUGGUUCUAAACAUUUACGCAGUUUUACUAGGUGCCAAAUACCAACGGUACAUCAUUUUCAUAUAAUUUUCUUUCAGCGAACAGCAGGCUGUAAACUUCAGAUCCUCUUUCCAUAACUUUUCCCAUGAAGAAAACUGUAUAUUAUAACCAAAAUCUCUUGCCCAGUGUAUCAUUACUGAUUUAACUUCUUUGAGAGUGAUCAUUCUUAUAUAUGCUGGAGACAGAGACAAUGUGCAAAUUCAGGAUGCAUUUCUGCACCUAGGAGGUGUUGUCAUCUUCAUCUCUUCAUGAGGGGAACACCUAGAACCUUAGUUGCUUGUGAGUUGCUGCUUGCCACCUUCUGGUGAUCUUUGAUCUCAUUUGGAGAUACCUGAAGGAAGAACGAGGCAUAUGCUGUCCUUUUGGCAUGACCCUUCACAUCUAGUUGAACUUCCCACCUUGCAGACACCUUGCUACAUAACUAAGCCAUUUAUACAUCUGAGACUUCAAGCCUAUGUGUGCCUACCUGGGAGUAAGUGCCACUAUAUUUCUGUAUAAACAUUCAUAGGAUUGCUCUGUAAAAUUUUUUAAAAAUACGUUCAAUAGUGCAAUUUUAUAUGCAAACUUAAAAUGAUGCAUUCCAUGUUAAAGCAGUAAAACAAGUGAAGGUUUAAUACAAAAGUUAGCAUUGCAUAUAUUUAAAUCGUCCUGGAAUUUACCGUAUUCUGUGUUCUUGAAGGGGGAAGGUCCUCUUUCCACCCCUGCCCCAUGGCUUUGAGAUUUCCAGAAACUUCACAUCUCUAGAGUGUGUUAAAGGGUGAAAUGGAUUGCUUUAUCCCUGUUGUGGUGGAGUCUUAUUUGAUUUUACAAGUAUUUCUAGGGCAGCUGACACUAAUAAAAACCAAUGAAAUGAAAUGAAACUCCCACAAGAAUAAAAGAGCAGGUCCAUUUGUACUCUAAGCCAGUAUCAGUGGAGAUUUAAAAAGCCUGGGAAAAUGAAACAUCUGUACCUUGGGCCAAAAAAUAAUCAUCAUAAUCCUAGGAAUAUAAGUGCACUGAAUUUUGUGUUGGGGGGGGGGAAUGAAGGGAGGACUGUUGUUAAUUGUAAGAUUUUUGAAAACCUGAAUAAAAUGUUAAAGACAUGUUAAAGCCUCUCAAGGAAAAGCAAAGGAAGAUAAUCACAACCAAGAAGCGCCAUCUCUGCUAGUUGGGUCACCUAGAGGACGGCUUCCAAAGAUUACUUUAGUAUUGUAUGGGCUGGUUCAUUGGGCAUAGGCCCAAGGAUGAACUGUGUCUGCCCGGGUUAUACCUCUGCUUUUAAGUCUUUUCAUGCACUGAUUUUCAGAAUGAUUUGCUGAGCAUUUACAAUUGCUCCCUGUGCUUUGUACACUGGGAACUUGCCUAUUGAUCUGCAGAGGACUCUGUUGAAUUUAACUCGCUGGGUUAGGUUUUGGACAGGGGUUGUGUAGAAGCCAUGUGUGAAUUCUUGAAUUUCCUCGUUUAGUUGAAAGUUCAGCUAAAUAAGAUCUUUUCUACGAUGUUCUUGUAAGCUGCUAUUAGGAUACCAUACAUAUGGGUACAAAAUGCCUCCAACUGUGAGUGAUUUAGGGACUAGUGAAAAGAGAGUAGGGGAGUAGAUGGCCCUUGAAUAUAUUUCUGCAUAACAGACUUGCUUUUGUUGUAGAGUAGAAAGGGAGCUGCCUCCCAAGGCAGCUUAGCUUGAUCACUGUCUAAUAGCUCUUGUUCAUUAGGAAGUUUCACAUCCUCCAAACCAAAAUUUGCUUCCCUGCAAUUUCUACCCAUUGGUUCUAAUCUUGCCCUUUGGCAAAGCAGAACACAAGUCUGAUCCAUCUUCCACAUGACAGCUCUUAGAUAUUUGAAGAUCUCCAUCAUAGGUCCCUGUAAACACAGGCAGUGACCAUUUUAGAUGUGUCUGAUGUAUGCACAUUGUGCCAAACCCAGAAGUGACCUGAAAACGCCGCAGAACGGGGCAGGGGUGGAACAGGGUGUUUGCAGGCUUUUCCUAUGAUGUUUCAAAUAUAGGCGAUUUCACUUAAACGUGUGGUGCCUUGGAACGUAACCGACACAUAAAUUGGGAGUUGCCUGUAAUGUAAAGAUGGAUCUGUGGAUCCUUGAGGUUUGAAGAUUUCUGUAGACUAGGUGUGGCUAUUCUGUGUCCCUCUGGAGCUUGUUGGUCUCCCAACUCCCAUCUGUCUCAGCUAGUGAAUAAGCUGCAGCGAAGCAUCUCAUGCUCCCCCAGCUCCUGACUUCCUUCAGCACAAGCAUGAGUAGUCCAGAAGUUUCCGCCUUCUUUAUUUUUUGCUUAACUACUUUUGCCUAGCUACAACUUCUUGUGUCAUCUGAGGUCGUGUACUAUGGUUUGUUAACAAUAUUUUGCAACAUCAGUCACAUUGAAAGAAAAGGGGGAGUAUUUGAGCUAAAGGCUCUCUCUGGCUUUCUUUCAUCAUGCUAAAGCUUUGGUUUACUGUAAUGUCUGUCCGUUGGGUACGGGAUCUAUGACUCAAAAGGGCAAUAAUUUUAUUUGACUUUUGACACAAUCCUAAGCAUACUUACUUAGAAGUGAGACCAAUUAUGUUCAAUGGGUGUUAUUCCCAGCUGAGUGUGGAUAGGAUUGCAGCCACAGUGUCUGAUAAUUCACAAUUUUAAAUAUGGGUGUCUUCAGCGGUGAAGGGAUUUGUGCAAUGAGGAAUUUUUUUUGUCAUCUGAGUGAAGUCUGUCUGAUGAUUUAGGGAAUGAAAAUAAAUGGGUCAAAUAAGGAAGCAAUUGUUCAUAGAAUCCUAGAUCUUGACCUAUAUUUAGAAAUGCUAGACAUUAAGGAUUUUAUUACAAACAAGCCUUUGGUAGAAUGGCGGGAAUGCUGGAAAACUGAGUAACAAGGAAAGUGUAUGGAUUUGGCAAAGAUAUUUGGGAUUCAGAGUUCUCUCAGCAACUUGGACAAGUAAUUCCAGCUUUAGGAUGUUGAUGGGGCAGCUACACUUGCUUGUUGUAGCACAUUAAACUCAUGAAAUAAAACUGUUGAAAAACCUCUACUCUAUUGAAAUGGUUUCAGUGUCACAUUACUUUUAAUGCCAUAAUCUAGUUUUAAUUAGAUGAAAUGUCAAGAACUUAUGAGAAGUUCCCUUGUGGACUACCACAAUGUUUUGUGUGCUAGUAAAUGCAAUGUUUAUGGAUUAUACUAAAGUAAUUUAUUUAAAACUCUUUCAAUAAGACACAAAUCUAAAUUAAAAUAUUUUCCACUCUGUCAGAGUUCCAAGAUCUCCCACUUAGUAAAAAAUGGUUUCUGUAGUAGAUACUACUUCAUCAGUACACUAGCACUGUCCAUUUCUGAGCCACAAAUUACCAAUUAGUAUGUGGGAAUUCUGUUUAAUGCUAGGGAAAGAUGCAUAAAACCUGACUACCAACACUAAAUAAAUUCUUGAAAGGGUUGACAAAUUUCCCAUUAAGAAAAGGUUUAGCCAGCUGUCAGCAUUGUACAAGAGGUGUUGUGCCUUUAAAAGUAAAUUGAUCUUAUCUUGUUUUGUUAACAGAGCCCUUCUGCUUGGCUAAUUAUCCAUCAGCCUUUCACAGUGUGAUGUUCAAUCCAGUGGAGCCCAGGUUACUCGCCACUGCCAACUCAAAGGAAGGUGUAGGACUCUGGGACAUUCGCAAACCUCAGAGGUAAGACUCUUCUUUCUUAUGUAUUGUUUUGUGAAAGUGGGAAGACAGAAAAAAGCUCCUUCUGGAACUCAGUUGAACUUGGUGCUUGGUAAUGUUGUGGGAAAAAUACCCACCCAGCAUUCACUGCCAGGAUUGAUCGAUUAGGCAAAGAAUGGUGAGUGGGUCUUUUCCCCCACAACAGUAAUGUGGAGUAAUUAAACUUCUCUAAGUGUGUAUUUUUUCUUAGUUUAUAAAGCUAAGUAAUAUUAGCUUUUCUGUUGAAACAUUUCAGAUAAACUGGAUAUAUGUGUGACCAUGAUUGAACAUAAAUCUGUAGCAGCUGGUUGAUCUGUAUUAGGCUUUGAGGCUUUUAACUGCAUGUGGUAUUGCUUUGAGUUCUUAAUUCCCUACAGCUCACCAAUAGCUCCUAUAAGUUUUGAACUGCCUGGGCUGUUCAUAUUUGAAAUUUCCAUGGACCACAUUUUUAUGUUGAAAAUUAUGUUUGACUAGUAGUUCUCCACACCUAAUGGCAAUUUGUUGAUGUAUCCGUGUGCUCUGUAUAUGUUUCUCAAAUCACUUUGUUUCAGAAUGGGAGGAACCUAUGGAUCAUCUAGCAGAAUUAACUGCUCCAAGUGUGAUAGUCUAUCCAGACUUUAUUUUGAAAACUGCUAGUGAAGAGGGCAUCACUAAGCAGUCUCCCAUCCUCAUUCUGUAUGGGGCUGUCCUUUAUUGUCACUGAAAUGUCCUAUUCAAUCCAAGUGUGUUUUUCUUCUGGCUUUGAAAUUUGUUCCUCCUUGCCCUAUUCUAUAACAAAUGAAAUUUACUAAAUGAUCUAUUGAACCCCUAUGCUUCCACUACAUAAUGCUGGGUGCUUCCAUGCUGGUCAUUUUUCUUCUGUAGUUGACAUGAUUUGCUCACUCAAGUUUCAUAGAGAAUUUGGAUGAUAUCGCUCCUAAACCGUUCCAACACUGACCUCCCACUUAAUCUCUUGGCCAUUUGUAAUCAAAUGUUUUGGCUUCCAGCUAGAGUGCUCUACAUUCCUUGCAUACAGAGAUUGCUAUAAUGCUGUCAUUUCUCCUUUUUUGGAAGAGACUUGGAUGAUGUGGGCAGCGAUGUAGCUAAAGACCGUGGCUCUAUCUACAUUGCCCUAUAUCUACCAUUGCCUGCCUGCACCUCCACCACUACCUUGCCAGGAAUGUGCCCCUCCCCAUCAUUGCCUCUUCCUGGCUUGAAUCUGCCAAUUUUAAAAUCUCAGUACAAUAGCGCAACAAAAGUCUAAUGUGAUAACAAGCAUGUUAAGUUUCACUGCUAAUAUUAUACAGACAUACGAGCUAGGUUCAUCCUGCUUGUACUAUACAAACUCCCAGGAUGUACAGAACGACUUUGUAUCUCCCUACUAUUCUAGUAUGAAAACCCAGAUGUCACAUACUCAGUUGCUAGAUUUUGCACUGCCAUGAUGGACACACCGUAUUUUUCCAUGUAUAAGACGCCCCCAUUUAUAAGACGCCCCCUAUUUUUUUAACUCAAAAUUAAGAAAUUAAGUUGUUUAGCUUUUUGGGGGGGUGGGGGAGGUCACUUACACCAAUCGCUCACCCACCUGCCCGCCACUGCCGAUUGCUUGCCACAGCCACGGCCGAUCGCACACCUCGCCGCUGCUGCCAAUUGUCUGCCUGCUUACCACCACCAACAGCCCACCCGCCCACUUGCCGCAGCCACCAAUCGCCUGCCCAAUAGCCACAGCCAAUUGCCAGCAGGCCUUGCUGCAACCACCAGUCAUCCGAUCAAUCGCCACUGCCAAUCUCCUGCUUGCUGCUGCCCUUAUUCGCACGUCCCCCCUCUGCAUUCACUAUCGGUGUGUAAGACAACACCCAAUUUUUUUUUUUAGCAAAAAGCUUCGUCUUAUACACGGAAAAAUACGGUAUGUCAAAGGAUUGUUUGUGUCACAAACCAAGCCUAAACUGAAGGCCCAUAAUGCAAGUCCUGUGCUGCUUCACAUUCCCUCCCUUAUAGCUGCUUUUAACUGCUUGUCUUUUGUUUCUGUCUGCUUCAAGUUUAUGUGAGUUAUAACCAGUUUUAACUAUUUUCUUUUAUCCCUCUCCUCUUUAAGUCUUAUGUGCUUUAUUUUAUUUGCAUGUUUGUAUCUCAUGAUGGUCUGCAACCACAUUAAGUUUGUAUGUUAUGUACUCUCAUUUUUACACAAAUAGCAAAUUGUGUGAAACCACACAGUGGUAACUUUUUGCCUUUCUUUGAAGGUUAAAAAAACACCUGUGCAUUUGUAGUAUGGGCAGGAGUUACAGCAGGGGUGAGAAACCUGUGGCCAUCUAGAUGUUGUUAAACUCUAACUCCCAUCAACCCCAGACAGCAUUGCAAAUGAUUGUGGGCUAUGGGAAUUGUAGCUCAAGAGCAUAUGGAGGGCCAAAGGUUCCCCACCCCUGGAUUACAGGAUUUGAGAUAAAGGAAAAAUAGGUUCUGUGUGGAAAGUGAAAGAGGACUGGCUGUAUAAGCCCUCGUGUAAAAGCACCUGCUGACUCCUUCCAGGCGCCAACAAAGGGAUCGUGGGAAUCAUUUACUGAAUUUAUGUCCCCCUUCCUCCCCAGAGUAGCAAACAGAUAAAUGAUAAAAAACCAUUCUAAAAGAGUUAACAUGUUCUAAAAACAAUUGUGGUUAAAAGCUUCUUCCAGCCAUGCAUGCUAUCUUCCAGCCUCUCUCCUCUCAGCCGUGAGCUUCCCUUUCUCCAGUCUUAACUACAAAAAUGUUUUUAGGUUGGUCCAAACGUAGUUAAUGCUUGUCAGAAAUGCUAGGGAGCUGCUGCCAGUCAGCAUAGGCAAUACUGAGCUCAAUGGACCACAGGCCUGACUUGGUGGAAGGCAGCUUCCUGUGUCAACAGUGCACAACUCCUAUCCAAACCUGCUGUGCUGUUCUGAUAUAAAAGAACCUCUCAGAAAUGGAAUGCAUGUAGAGUGUUGGCAAAAGACAUGGCAUGGGCUGUCCCAGGCCUUUUUUUGAUUUCUUUAGAAGGUCAUUCAAGCAACCUCUGCUCUUGUUUGAGACCACAAGCAAACAUUUCUCUUCUGAAUAGCGUGGGUGGUUUAAACAAAGCUGUUAUGAGGCUUCUCCGCCACGAGGAGGUGCCAACAAAUCACAAUGUGUGUAAGGCCAAUACAUGGUAGCAUAUAUAGAACUAAGUGUGGCAAUUUAUACAUUGGUGAAUAUUAUCCAUCCAAAUCCUAAGGCCACAAAGCAUAAUCAUUCCAGGACUGUUUUCUAGAUUUGGACUUCCUAGACUUGUCGAUAAAGGUUUAUGCCAUUGUAAGGUUUUAAAAAAAGGCUAUACUUCUGGAAUUGUGAGACAGUUUGCUUACUUAAAACAAGGGUGGGGAACCUCAGGCAAGGGAGUUAAAUGUGGCCUAUCAGGCCUCUAUGCCUAACCCUCAGAAUUCUCCCUAGGCCUCACCCCUCACUGCCCCAGGUAUUUUGACUAGGCUGCAAUGUGUCCUUGAACUCUGAUAAUGUCUCUUGCUUCUCUGGAUGGAGGAAAGGAGUGUGCAAAGAAACUAGCUUGCUGUACAAGAUUAAAAUUGCUUCACCAUGGUCUCCGCCCCCUCUCCCAGCAUGUGGCCCUUGGAAGGUUUCUCAUGAGGGAAUGUCUCCCCUUGGGCUGAGCAAGGUUCCCCACACAUGAUUUAAAACAUCAUGUGACAUUUUUGCCUGUUUCAGCGGUCUUGCUAAUGGCUGGCAAUAAUCAGUCAUCAUGUGACUUUUUUUUUAAAAGGGGCCUGCUCUUCAUGGUUCGCGUAUCUGGGUACAAGGCUCAUGUUGCUUUUAAAAAAACCUUGACAUUUUUACUUCCACAUAAAGCAACGUGGAUGGUUCAGUUUUGGUUUGCUAACAAAUAGGCACUUGAAUAUUCUAAGCAAAUUUAGUCCUUCAGGUCGGAUCUGCAACAAACGGUUGCCAUGUGUGCUCGAGGGCAGGGUUCUAGCUGUGCCUUGGACUGGAUACUCCCUUCCUCUCUCCUCACCCCAUUUUUCCAUUUCUUCCCACAACAGCCAGAAAGGAUCCAGUGCCUGCGGAACAUGCUUUUAAAUAUUGUUUUGUGCUUCUUCAAGCCUGCUUGUGGCUGUUUCUUGUGCAUUGAUGGUGCCAUGUUAGUUGCAUAAGGAUAAGCACUGGGAGAAUGAAUUUGCUAUCUGGGAUGUGAUAGGAUAGCUCUGUAAGUCUGCACAGACUUACCUUCCACCUUCAAAGGCAAUUUAAAAUCCUGCCUUGCAAUAUCCUCUUCUCCCCUAACCUUUUGUAUGCUUAUCAUUCACCUUGAUAAACCAUUUUGAUCAGGCUUAGGCAAACUUGGCUCUCCAGAUGUUUUGGGACUGCUACCCGCAUGAUCCCUAGCUAACAGGACCGGUGGUCAGGGAUGGUGGGAAUUGUAGUCCCAAAACAUCUGGAGGGCCGAGUUUGCCUAUGCCUGAUUUAAAUUAACUUUACUUUUCCUGUUUAACUUUUGGGUCUCUCUCCCCCCCCCCCCAUGCCAUUCUUACCGUAAAUCAUUAUUGCACAGUCAAAAAAUAUCAGAUGGGUUAAAAUAUUAGCUUGGCAGUUGUAUUAACUACUGUGUAUUAGUCUGUUCUUGUGUGUUGAGUGUUCAGGGCAUUGAGUCCUCCUUCUCCUUUAAAGUCUCUCUGCUUCCCCCACCCCCAUUAUACUGUAAACAGCAGCGCUAGAAUCUGUCAGCUCUUUCCUGCCCAUUCCUCAGCCCUUUCCUCCUCCGCCUCAGUGACUGUAAUUUCCUGACACCCCUGGCAAGCUUGCAAUUCAGUCAGGUGUGUCAGAUCACGAUAUGCAGAUUUCGUAUUAUGAAUACAGUUGUUGUCAUUUCUUCCUCUCGCUUUUCUUUUUCUUUUAAAAAAUGUCCCAACUUCGUGCUAUGCCUUCCUUUUUUGCACUUUGUUGGCAGUAAGUGGCUGUUUUCAAGCCUCAGGAAAACAAUCCAUCCAUAAAACUUGCCAAAGGGAGAAAAGCUUUAUUUAGACUAUCUUGUCUAUUUUUCCUGGAAAGGAAACCAUUAGCUGAUGCAGACAGUAGCUCCCAUUUGUCAUAUCCUCUCUCUUCUCAUUUGUCUGUUAGCUGCUGGUAAAAACUGAUUUAACCUUUAAAAAAUCUAUUCUUGGAUUAAGACCCAAAAUGUUGCUGUUCCACAGAUCCUGCUUCAUUUAUCAUUUUGUAUAGGAUCUGUGGCAAAUGACAUCACCAUGGCCUGUUCACAUAUUCUGCUGCAGUGUAGAGGGUUAAAUGUUUAGAAUCAUAGAAUCGUCAAGUUGGAAGGGACCGUGAGUAAUACCGACAUAUGGUAAUAUAUUUGCAAGUUUAAUAAACAGGAAAUACUUUAUAUGUAGAGGAAUUCAUAAUAUAGAAUCAUAGAAUCGUAGUGUUGGAAGGGACGACAAGGGUCAUCAAGUCCAACCCCUUGCAAUAUCAACUAGAUCAGGGCUUCAGCAAACUUUUUCAGCAAGGGGCUGGUCCACUGUCCCUCAGAACUUGUGUGGGGCCGGACUAUAUUUUGAUAUGAUGCAAGAGCACCACGAGCCACCUGUGUCUUGCGAGCAGCAGGCACUGGUGGCGGCAGUGGCAAGACAAUGAGCGGCGCGCAAAAGGACUCCAGAGAGGGGCUGCUUAAGAUGGUGGCUGCUUGAACGCUGCUGCUGCUGGCACCAACAAAGCCCAGCCUCCUUCCUCCUCUAGGCAGGGCGGGGAGAAGCCAGGAGGGAGGGAGGGAGGAGGCGCUGCCGCCCUAUGAGGGAGAGGGAAAGAACGCACGCUCUGCGAUCCACGGAGCGAUUCCCGGACCGUCUGCGGGCAGGAUCCAGAAGGCAAUUGGGCCUGUUCUGGCCCACGGACCUUCAUUUUCCGACCCAUGAAAUAGAUCAUACAGGGCAGGUGUCCAUCCAACCUCUGCUUAAAAACCUCCAAGGAAGAAGAGUCCACCACCUCUCAUGCGAGUCUGUUCCCCUGUCAAACAGCUGUUAGAAAGUUCUUUCUGAUGUUUAUGUGAAGCAACAAGUAAGGCUAAAGGAAUUGCUGUGGAAUAACCGUCUUCUUGUUUAUAUAAAUUGGGAUGGGGAACCAAGCUAGGUUUUCAACCUGGUUUAGCUGCUGCAUAUUAUUAUUUAGCACCAAUCGUAUAGCUGGGGCUCCAUCCUUGCACAGAAGAUUUAAUUUACCAUUGUAGCUUGUAUACAGUACUGUACGUUCUGUUGAAAACUGUUAGUAUUUCCAAGCAAAUUGUCAUGUGAGCAAGGGGGAAAUAGAUUGAUGAUAGGGUUGCUACCAGACCAGGAAAAGAAGCAAAGCUUGGCUUGGCUUGGCCUGUCACUAACAGCAGUUUUGAUCUGUAGACAUUUGUAACAGUAUAGAAGAGGCUGAGGACGUUACACUCCAGUAUAAUUUUUUUGUGAAAGAUUGAAGAGAGGUUUGAAGGGGCAGGAAGCUGGUUGGAAAUGAGAAGGAAGAAUCACAUUCUUUUGGCUUCUCUGACUGCGAGACUUCAUUUGGAUGAACUGAAAACUGUUUUUAGUUACAAUGACAUUCAGUAGCUGGGAAAGAUUGAUUUUCAAUAGUUUAAUACUUUUACCACUGUUAAUUUAAAAUUCUAAUCCUGCUGUCUGUAAAAUCAUUUUGUGCUGGCCUCCAUGGUACUUCUGAUCAGUGUGCAAACCAGCAUCUCAUUUUUUUUAGCAAAAGAAAAGCACUGCUUAUGAUACAGAAGGUGAAUGAGUUAUGAAUGCUUUUGCCGCAAUAAAUUCUGUGGUCCACUGGGAGCCAAACCCUAUUUAUAUUUACUAUCUUAAUAGUUCCUCUGUGACUUGGAUAGACAGUUUGUAUCCAUCUGAUGCCAUGCAUUGAGUAUUUUAUUCCCAAUUCUUUGGAAUGCCUUAAUAGAUGUGAUCAGAAAGGCUCCCUCCCUCUUGAACCUCAGAGGCUAUUCAAGAGGUUAUUUAGUUUCCUGUUUUGUGAUUAAUUUUAAAUUAAUUUUAUCUACUGUACGUCUUUUGUAAUUUGUAUGUACACCACUGAGAAACCUGUAUAUAAAUAGCUGAAAUAUUAUUGUUCAUUUAUUAAAGUCCUCCUGAAUUCAACAAGAGAUUAUUUCCUUGUAAGUGCAGGGAAUUAUAGUUGUAGACCAUGAUCCAGUUUAAAGUUGAACCUGCAUGUCCGUCUGAAAUUAUUAGAAUGAGUUAAUUGUGGCCAAAGUUUUAGCAAAUACUCUUAACUGGAUUUGGGACUUGAAAUAAACAUUGCUACUUGUCUGAGAUUUUGCCAAAAAUCGAACUGAAAUUUUGCGGCACAUCUAAUUCAUAAGUUAGUCCUAAGUAUAGAGCUUGGGUGGCUUAUUGGAUACUCAGUAACGUUUCCUUCCUGGAAAUUUAUUUAGGACGUCUGAGUAAUAUAUGGAGAAGUGUGGUUCAUGGAACACAGUUACACAUCUAUAGACAUUCUGCCUCCUUUGAACUCCUUCCUGCCUUGUUGUGAUAAGGAGGGAUGGCUGAUAGAGGCUUCAUGGUAGUUAAAUUGCGGCAGCCCAUCUUAUUCUUUCUGGUUUCUUGUUUCCUAGUUCCCUGCUCCGGUAUGGUGGGAAUCUAUCACUUCAGAGUGCCAUGAGUGUGCGGUUUAACAGCAAUGGAACACAGCUGCUUGCUCUCAGACGUCGGCUGCCACCAGUCCUUUAUGACAUCCACUCCCGUCUGCCUGUCUUCCAGUUUGACAACCAAGGAUACUUUAAUUCUUGUACCAUGAAAAGCUGCUGUUUUGCAGGUGAUCGCGAUCAGGUAAAGAGCCUCAGUUGCCAAGUCUGUGAGCUGAAUAAAUAUUUCACUUGUGGCAUUUAUAUCCCACCUUGCUCUCCAAGGAUCUUAAAGUGGCAUAUAUGGCUCUCUCCCUCCUUGUUUAAUCCCCACAACAACCCUGUGAGGUAGGCUGAAAGGGAGUGACCAAUGCAAAUUAAUCCUGUCAGUUUCACUGCCAGGUGGGGGCUUGGACCCCAGUCUCCCAGGUCCUAGUCUGACAAUAUAACCUCUACACCAUACUGGCUCAGUGGGCACUUCAAGAGCAUUGAUGGCAUGGCAUUAAAACACAGGGUCAGUGUGCCUAUAUUUAAGUUUCCCCCUUGCUUAAAACAAAGAAGGGUGUUAAAACUGAGAGACCUGGACAACCUACCCCAAUAACUUAGCCAACCCUAUGGGGUGAAGUAAGCCAAGAGAUGGUAGUUGACCCAGGUUGUCCACUGAGCUCCUCACCUGGGUGGUCAUUAGAAAUUGUAUGUCUCUGGUUGAAAUCCACUGUCCACUUCACCCCACUAAUGUGACUUUCAGACUAGACACAUUAAAGUGGGGAAAUGAAAUACUUUGAUACUAAACAAGGUAAUGGAACUGUGGUGGCUAAGGCUCAGUUUCCACUCCAUCAACGCAUCAUACGAGUUUAUUCCAAAAAAGCCCCACAUGGCCAGCUGUUUUAGUGCAUACAGCUGCUUGCAACAUGGCUUUGCUGCGUUUCACUAUUUUACUGUGGUAUGCAAGAAUUUGGACCAUGCUUCACAGCAAAUAGUUGCAAGCAAAUGGCGCACCAUGCAGAGCUGUCACAUGGCUAUAUUUCCAUACGAAUCGUGCCUUGGCUAAUGCAGAAAUGUUAAUUGGGAGUAGGUUGUACACCAUGUUGCCUUGAUUUGAGAUGACUGGUGCAAAUGUUUAGAAAGAUGAUAAUGUGCUUAUUUGCUUUCCCUUUGUUUCUACAUAUUUCUUAAACUUAUAUCCCACGUGUUUUCAUCAUGGAAUCCAAAGGGGGGGGUGCAUGUGGUUCAGUCACCCCCCAGGCACCGACCAGACUCAGAGCUGCUUUGUUUCUGCAUGGUGAUGACCCCAUGUGUCUUCAGACCUACUCUUUAGGAUAUUGAUGAUCUAGUAGGUUAUGAUGACUUAUCUGACCUCAUGUGGCUCAGGCCAGUUGCACCACCAUUUUUUUGGGAAGGGGGCGAGUGUUUUCCUUUGUUACAGAGGAGGAAAGAAGAAGCCUGGUGCAGUAUGGUUGGGAGAGGGGGAGGGGGCUUGAGAAAAAUUAAAAAUGAAUGCUGUUGGGAACUUGCAUAUAUUUUAUUUAGGCAGCGGAAGGGAGAGGAGAAAAAGCAGUCUUCAGAAUGCCUGGUUUUGGUAGCAUUAUGGGAGGGGAGUCUAGUUUUUUGUAGCUGCACUGAUGCUAUCACAUAGGCGCCAACUCUAAGCGGCCCAGGUCCCUUCACCCCUCCCAUAAAAUAUGGGGGGUGCCACCCCAAUUUUGAGAACAAUCAGUUGCAGAGGAGGCAGUGUGUGGAGCUGAGUGCAGUGCUGAUUCAGUGGUUGGACGCUGCUUCUCCUGCUGCCACAGAGGGGAAGCAGCCCCGGGCAAGUGGCAGGAGGAGGAGGCCAGGCUCCAGAAAGGAGGAGUCACCAGCCAUUGAACCUGCACUGCUAUUGUGUUUGGCUCCACCCCUGACUCCUCCCUGUGUCACACGGGAGUCAUGCAUGUGUCAUCUCCCUCCAAUUUUCUACUUAGGUUGCUUCCUCUAUCAAUAAAAAGUGAGUAAAGUUUGGUGAAAUAUGAAUUUCUUUAGCAAGAUCUCAGCCUUCUAGGGAAUGACUCCCAAGACUUGAUGAGAAAUUUCCUUUGUUUUAGAUCAGUGCUGCCUCUUUCAUUUCUCCUUAGUUCUGAAAUUCAUUUUUCCCUCUCCCUUUUGCUUCGCUGAAGACGUAGCAAAGCUCCGGGCCACCAGUAAUAAAAAGCACUACUUUGCUGCUUUUUUCAAGCAAGAGUUAACGUGUGCUCUCUGAAUAAAACUAAAAUUAUCUUUACUCUGUGGCAUGUCCUCAGACAUUACAUCACCACUCAGUCUCCUUUGUUGAUAUUAUGCAUGUGCAGGAAAGUUUCAGGAAUGCAGCAGUCACUGGGUUGCUCUUCCAGCAUUCCUUAGGAUGAGUUCUGCACACUGAAAGACUCUGGUCAGGAUGCUUUGGGCUUUGCCUUUCAACAUGGUGCUCCUAGAAAGAGCAGUGGCUAAAACAGCUCAUUUACAUGCUGUUUUGUUUUGUUUUUAAAUAAACUAGGGAACUUGCUCAGUGCCACUUAAGAAUAGAACUGGCAGCAUUCUCCCCCCGCCCUCCAACCUUGGGGAAUUUUUUUUGCAUGCUUUUACAGCACUAGGAAUUUGCCUUGGUUCAGGGUAGGAAACAUUAAGCAUUCUGAGGCUAGUUAAAAAAUGGAAGCAUUCACUUCCGGGUUUUCAGCGUUCGGGUUCUGAAUUGUUCAGCUUCCAAGACACUCAAAAACUGAGGUUCCACUGUAUCAGUUUUAGUUGGAAAGGGCAGGCACUUGACUACUUCAUACCACGUGAAUUCCCUCUCAGAAGCAGUGCUGUUCUCUAAGUUUAACUGAUAAGAUUUCCCUAAUUCCACCAGGCAUACAGGCUUGUUUUCAAAUUAUAAACUAGAUGUGGACAAACCAUUUUUUACAAGCCUAAUGUUGAAACAAGGGAUGCGGGUGGCGCUGUGGGUAAAACCUCAGCGCCUAGGACUUGCCGAUCGUCAGGUCGGCGGUUCGAAUCCCCGCGGUGGGGUGCGCUCCCGUCGUUCGGUCCCAGCGCCUGCCAACCUAGCAGUUUGAAAGCACCCCCGGGUGUAAGUAGAUAAAUAGGGACCGCUUACCAGCGGGAAGGUAAACGGCGUUCCGUGUGCUGCGCUGGCUCACCAGAUGCAGCUUGUCACGCUGGCCACGUGACCCGGAAAUGUCUGCGGACAGCGCUGGCUCCUGGCCUAUAGAGUGAGAUGAGCGCACAACCCUAGAGUCUGGCAAGACUGGCCCGAACGGGCAGGGGUACCUUUACCUUUAAUGUUGAAACAGUUGUACUUCUAUGAUGAACAGGGGAUUGCAGGGAAUGAUGACCUAAAUACACCUUACGAAGGUUUUCUGAAUAUCUUCAAAUGCAUUUACAAUGAUUAAUUUUGAAUGUUUUCAUUAAGGCCGUAAGAAAUAUAUUCUUGGUAACUUUAAGUAGCAAGCUUACUGAGGUGAAACGCUGGAAUUACCCUAUACUGCCAGUGGGGGGCAGCAGUGGCUAUUAUGAGACCUAUUACAUUGAAAGCAAAUAUAGACAGGGCCAUGUAUUUAAUUUCUGAUAUUGACAUGAUAUAUACUGUUCAAACAGCUGAAGGCUAGGAUUUUUUUUUGAAGAAUUAUAUUUGAGUGGUCAAAGAGUGAGGGAAUUAAUCUGAACAGUUGGAUGUUGAAGUAAUUUUUAUCCCCAAUAGCUUACUCUUAUUAGCAUACCUUUAUUUUAUGCCUUUUCUUGCUUCCAGAAAUAUGUCAUUCCUGAUUUUCUGCCUAAUUAUCAGUUGUUAUAUUUUGGGUGCACAUUUGUGUGUACAGAGCUGUAGAACGUGUUUGUUUAAAUAAGCAGCAUAUCACAAAACAGAACAAUUGGUUUUGCAGUUAUCAGUAUUGAAAUUUAUAGCAACCCUCAUUUGCUUCAAAAUUUAUGGAAUUUUAUAUAUCUGAAGAGAUGUAAAAUAGGAAGCUGCUCUUUGUCCUGUGACUAUUUUGAGAGUAGGAACUGGCUUUUGCCACAGACUUGAGAGUUCAUGCAGAACAACAACCUGGGAAACUUUUUCGAGUGCUGCUGUUGGCAGGGUGGGGAACUAAGGGAAAGAUUCAACGGCACUUAAGUGUGAAGAUGGCAAUCCAAACUGAACCGAAUUUUUGAAGUUGCAUGUGCUGGGAACGGUGUGGGUGGCUUUAGACAAGCCACUCUUCUCUUAAGACCUGGUCUAGUUGUCAGUCAUAUCCCAUACCUGUGGUGUCAAGCAGGCCAUCCAUUUUUUAAAGCAACAUUUGUUUAUUUGUUUCCUUAUCUGAACAACAGCAAGCAAUUAAUUGAAGUGUAAAAGUGCUCUGGGGAGGAGAGGGGAUUUCUUGGUGUCAUAGCUGAGAGAUUAAGGGUUAAUAACACUCCAGUCCUCCACAUUAGGGUGCUAAUAAGCAUUGGGAGCCCUGUGCUGGUGAACUGUGUAAAAACAAAAAAUCUUAAAAGGCCCAGUUAUGUAGCUAACCUAAUGUGUAAUUCGGCUCUUUAAGAUGUAAGAAGCUCUGUCAGUCAUGAAUUGCCUUACACAAAAGAAGCAAGCAAAUGUGGAGCAAGAGAAAAGGGCUGGCUUUAAUUUUCCUCUUUAAUACUUUGCAUUCAGCAAAACCUACGGAAAUAUAAAAGCUUCAAGAUGCCGACCAUUUUCCAGCAGACAGUAGUUAAGAAAAAUUUAUUCCUGUUGGUGGCUGAAUUCCAGAAUGUGCAAAAAGCACUGCUAUUAAGACCGCAGUAACCGCUGCUGAUCAUAUUCCAUUUUGCAUAAGUUGCCUGUAGUAUGUUCUCCUUUUGGGGCAGAAAUGGGAGGGGAGGUUCAGGCAGGCAAGGAAGCAGCAGAGCCAGCAGUCUGAGGAUGGCUCAUUCUAAACAAUUGAGGCAUGUUUAUAGAGUUCUGGGAUUGCUGCUUUGUGCAGCAACAGCUAUUAACCAUGCCUGGGAAUUUUCUUCCUUCUAAGGCAAACUUCUGAAUCAGCAGCUUGUCAUCCAAAAGCCUUUCCUCCCCUCCCCUUUCGGUUGUUUGCAGCUAGUCACAGAUGGAGGAUGAUUUACAUCUUUGCUCAUCAAAUGACUUUGAAUAUUUUCCCCCAAAAGACUGUUAAUGUUGUGUUUGAACACAUUCUUUUAAUGUUUGGAGAUCUUGAUGGGAGUAGGAAAUGGGGAGGGGGUUGGCAUGAGAAGCACUUUUUUUGCUGCUUUAGGUCACACACUUCCUGAGAGUAGGCUUGGGCCUGAUUUGCAUGAAACGCUAAGCUAAACCUUGAAUUAGGGAAACCACGCAAGUGUGCAGGAUCCCAGAGAGCAGCUUGCAGCACCUUUUCUCCCCUCCAGUCCCAUUUGCUGCAUGGCUUAGCGUGUUGUCUGAACUGGGGCUUGUGGUUCAGCUCUCUGCUUGCUAACCACUAGGUUAGGAAGGAGAGAGCUUAGCCAUGAGCCCAAGUUCAGACAACACACGAAACCAACCCUGACGUGCUUUGGCACAGUGCUGCAGCAAAAAUGACCAGGGAGGAGCACAGCGGCUAUAAGCUUCUCUCCAGGAGCCAGCACAGGCUUAGUAAGGUAAGGUCUGGUUUUGCAGGCCUUGUGAACCAGGCCAUGGUGUCUCAUGUGAUGUAUCCUCAGUGCUGGAGACACAGCAGGCGGCAUAUAUUUCUUAACAACUUUCUUCAUAUUAUCCUACAAGAGCAGCUUCUCUGACCACGCUCCUAAAAAACAACUGACUAGAACAGAGAUGGGUCUUCAUUUUUCCUUCUUUUAGGAAACUUCAUCUCUUGAGGAACCUUCACGCAAACAAGGGUGGGGAAUAAAUAAUAGAAUUAUUAUUACUGCUACUUCUUCUACACUAAGACUAUUAAACUGAGUGACUAUGCUACAACUGUGUGUUGGGACACUUGCAAUUGUGAAAGCUUAGUGAAACUCACCAACCACCAGCAGAGUGUUGGCUGCAUUUGGCUGGCUGUUAAGUGCAAGAUACUUUUUAGUUAUUGGGAGGAAAUGUGUAGUUGCAUUCACAUCUACAGCCUGAGCAACUUUCCUGUGCUAGAUCCUUUUUUGGACAUUGUUAACAUUUGCCAAAAGGGACUCCACUGGCAGCACUUCUCUAAAGCUGUCCUCUUAUAAGCAGAUCUCUAUAAAAUUUCACAUGGAAAGGAGUUCCUUGUGUGACUAUUUUCUUCUGGCAGUAACUAGGCUGGAGUGCCAGAACACCUUGACUUUACAUUUUGAGAAUUCUGGUUAGGGUGAGGACAAAAUAUCCUUGCAGUUGGAAUGAGCACAUCCAAGUUCGGUAAAGCAGCUAGGCUUCUCCACAUUGGAGUGUACUGUGUGUUUUACAGCUGCUUGUUUUUAUUUCUCAGUCCUUGAGAAUGAAGGAUCUUCAUCUUAUUUACUUUGUCAAUUUGUUUGGCUACUCUAAUUGUUUAGUUUCUGCCUGUAAAGUAUUUUAAGUGCUCUUUGAUUAAAAUUGAAUCAACUUUGUAUAAGGGGUAAAAACUAAACUUUUGCCUUAUUUUCCCUUCUUUCUUUGUGCUACUGGGUUACAAAUAUGAGGAAUUCUUUGUUGGCCAUCAGGUUGGCACAGACUGGAGAUUGGUCAAAUAUUGUAAAAGACAUAACUUUCUGUAUCCCCACAAAGUUGCUCUCAGGUGUUCUUCCUUUUUUCAUAACACUUCAGCUCCAUAUGCAACUUUUAAAAUUGUGGUAGGAAAUGGCCAGUUCGUUAGCACUUGCAUACCUCUGCAGUUUCCCAGUUCUUCUAUAAGUGUACCGUAUUUUUCGCCCUAUAGAACACACUUUUUCCCCUCCAAAAAUGAAGGGGAAAUGUGGGUGCGUCCUAUGGGGCGAAUACAGGCUUUCGCUGAAGCCUGGAGAGCGAAAGGCUCUCGCUCUCCAGGCUUCAGGAAGCUCUGCGCAACCCUCCGGAGCCCGGCGCCAAGCCGCGCCGGCCUCUGGAAGGUCACGCACAGCUGCCUGCCCUCCCGGGGUCCGUGCAGCUCUGCGCGACCCUCCGGAGCCCGGCGCCAAGCCGUGCCGGGCUCCGGAGGGUUUCACAGAGCUGCCUGCAUUCCGAAGCCUUGGGCGCGCUGAAGAGCGCGUCUGGGCUUCGCACAGCUGUCCGCAAGCCUGGGGAGACUGGCGCGGCUCCCUAGGCUUGCAGAUAGCAGGCUGUUCUGGGGGCUGGGGUCGGGCAAAGCUCGGGCUUCCCCCGUGCCAGCCCCGUGCCUGGGGGGGAAAUAAUUUUUUUUCUUUAUUUCCCCCCCCCAAAAAACUAGGUGUGUCCUAUAGGGCAGUGCGUCCUAUGGGGCGAAAAAUACGGUAAAUGUGUUUUAUUUUCUUUUUUCAGCUAAACAGACUAGUAAUGUACUUUGAGGAAGGAAGCUUUUAAAAUUAUCAGUACUGUACUUUGAACUUUCAUACAGUGGGCAUAUUGAGUGAAUUUGAGGGAGAAUUCCAUUGAUGUUAAAGCAAAUAAAUCAUAAAUGAAGACUAGAACAGGGGCAGGUGUUUGACUUGUGUAGCAUGAUUUUUAUGGGUAUAAUUUCGAUGGGACUGGAAAGUAAAUAUGCAUUAGAUUGUAGCUUAUCAUUUUUGUUGAUUUUUAAAAUCAAAGCCUUCCCUCUCUCCACUGGUUUAUCAUGAAUCCCUGGUCUUUAUAUUUUCAGUCCUUGACCUGCCACCACACGAACAAUACGAAUUCUAGGCAUGUAGACUAUAUAUAUUGCUUCAUAUAAUCAAGCUAUUGGAAUCUUCCAAAUAUGUAUAUUUCAAGGGCUGCCUUAGUGGUGAAUUUGUUGUAACUUACUAGUAUUUUUAUUUCUAACAGUACAUCCUCUCUGGCUCUGAUGACUUUAAUUUAUACAUGUGGAGAAUUCCUCCGGAUCCAGAAGCAGGUGAGUGUUCCUGUAGAAUCUUCCAAAUUAAGUUAAUAGCACUAGGAAAAGCAGUCUUCUAGAACAGUGUUUCCCAAAGUGUGGUGUGCAUACCCCCAGGGUUACACUGAAGAGUUUCAAAGGGUACAUGGCAGAAUUUGCUCUAGUCUAGAUAUUAAAACUACAAAUUAUCUUCUCCCGAAAAGGCCUACCACUGGUAUAACCUCUCAAAAGAGGUAUACAAUCAUUAUAAGUUUGGGGAACACUAUUCUACAAUAUUAGCAAUUUAUGCAAGAGGUGCAUUAUUGGGGCCGCCUUCCUGGACAUGCAUACCUUUGUGUAAACUCAGUGAUGUUUGCAAUCCUUUGCAUGUCUGCUUGGAAGCACUGAAGUUCUCCUGAUUUGUGUGUGACGUGUAUGUAUAUAUCCUCGUCCCCAUCGCCGCCUUAAUCAAAAUCAUCUCUCCCCCUUAGCUGCUCUUUGCCUUGUAGGGGUGGGGAAUACAGGUAUCUGUAUUUUUCACCUAACACUGUGCUAUUCAUUGAUGCAAUCAAUCCGAGUAUGUAACAGUUUAGAAAUGCAACAGCUAAGACACACAAAAAGCAUUACAUAUUCACAAUAUUAACAACUACUGAAACACACAUGCACUAAGUUUAGUGCUUUAAUUUUAGCUCUUUGUUGGUCUAUGUAUGUUGUCAUGAGUGUUACUGCUUUCUACUUUUGUGUCCCCAACAUGGCUGUUUUUUAAAAAACAAAAUGAAGGUUCCUUCAUGUUCCACUUCUGGGCUUCCAGAGGCAUCGUUUGUUGAGCAGUGCGGUUGAGUGACCAAGCUGAAAUACAUGAAGUAAUAAGUUCUUUACUGUGCUGCCAAGCGCUACAGUCAAAGGGCUUUUUGGAGAAAACUUGGUUCUCUUCAGUACUUUCAGCACUUCUAAGUAAUUGUCAAGACUUGCCUAAAGGUCCAUGGUUUUGAUGACCGAACCAACCCAGCCUUAUAUUUGUAUGACCAAGUGAAUGUAGUUCUCCUGUGAAAAAGGAGACACAGACCGGUUGGGUUCAGAGACCUGGAAUUCUUAGAAACAUAAGAACCAGGACGUGUACUGUGUCUUAUUAGAUAGCAGGUUUGUUUUAGAGUUCCUUCCUUACUUGCAGCUACGUGCAGAUUGCUGUUCUUCCUUCCAGAAUUCCCUUUCCCCCAGUCUGCCUACUGUAAGUCCUGGGGUGAACUAGUCUACACUUAACUCAGAGCAACCUGGAAUCCUGGUUUGGAUCAAGGAAUGGAUCUGCCAUAAGCAUUACAGUGACUAAUCAAUUGGUAAACCACCAAGAGAGUAGAUAAAAACAAAAGCAUUUGUGUUGGCUUGCCCUUUACUUGAAGUAGCUUUUCUUCCCAUCUCUGUUGAGGCCAUCACUACUUUACUUUCUGGAUAAUAGUUAGUACCAACAGUAUAGUAAAAUGGAAUGGCCAUCUAUCUGCCUGCCCAUAGUUCUGAAGUUGCUAAGGGAAAGACUGACUAUGAUUUGGAAGCUUCAUCUGAUGAGAAAUGCUGCUGUACGUCUCCACAAGGCAUUCCUAUCUUCAGCUUGUUCUGUUCCAGUUACAUUGGUUAUCAAUACGCUGUUUUUCACAACUAUAUGUGGUAUGCAUGGAUGCAGGCUUACUGGAGUUUUUGAAUAUUUCACCACUGGCAUAGUCCAGAGUCAGGGUGUCCUUGACUUAAGGCAGUUUUACUUGCUGCCAAUGAAAUAGUGACUAAUUUAGUGGAAGGUGCACAGUGGGAUAAGGGCAGUGGUGGACUUAUGGCCUGUAGCUGUACACAGCUAGUAUUUCAAAUUCAGUGCAAACAAGCCAUUCUUUGGUAUAUGGAGCUAUUCUCUUCUGUUGCUGUUUUUUUCCAGGUGGAAUCGGCAGGGUGGUUAAUGGUGCAUUUAUGGUAUUGAAAGGUCAUCGUUCAAUUGUGAAUCAGGUCCGAUUUAAUCCCCACACCUACAUGAUCUGCUCCUCAGGUGUGGAAAAGAUUAUAAAGGUGAGCCCUUUUCCUCCGCUUUGCCAUGGCUGUUGAGUAUCCUCUUCUCAGAUCUUAAAGUAAAUGAAACUUCUUUUGAAUGUGUAAACGUUUCCUUGCUCGUUCUGUGAUGCGUGUUCUUAAGCAGAACAGUUGGUUGCUAUGAUCAUGCAGGACUUGUGUUCUUUGCUAGAAUGUGCUUCAUAUUCUUCAUUUAUUGGGAAAUACAAGUUAAGGCAGCCACACACACCAGCAAAUGGCAUGUUUAAUAUAACUGCACAGCUAGUACAGUCGAGACACCCACACACUUUAUCCCCCUCAUUGAGAACCAAACUAGAUAAAAUGUUGGCAGCCUGCUCAUGUCUCCCACAUAUUUGGGUUUUGUGGGGGGUUGCUUGUUUACUGAAAUGCAGCCAUGGAAGGGGGGCGCUGAAAACUUGAUCAAGGAAACAAAGGGUUUUCUUGAGCCGAUUAUUAUAAUAUUUAUUCAUACCUUGCUUUUUCCCUUAUAGGUUUCUAAAGUGGCUUACAGAUAAAAACAUGACUCACUAAAAACAUUUUUAAAAAACCGAUUAAACAUCAAUAGAAUUAAAACUAUAUACAUAUAUGAAAUCUGUUUCGAACAUAACAAAUAAUUGCAAUAAAAACCACAAAUGAGUUGUCCAAGGCAUUUAAGCAGCUGUCUUUUAUCAAGAGCAGCAACUGUAUUGAGGGGUGCUUUUUGAGAGAAAGCAUGUCCACUCAGGGAGCCCCUCUUCAUAGAGGAGGCUUUUUCAUUGUCCAUGGAUGAAUACAUGCCCUUGGAGGCCUUCCCUGACACCUGCAGGGUCCCAUCCUCCCACCCCUUCCCUGCUGAAAUUUGGCUUGGGAAAGUUUAACUUUUGCUCCCCAGCUGCACACUCUGGGUUGGUCACCCUCACUUAAGCUUAGUGGGGAGCCAAAGGGCGUUCCCAGGGCUAAAUACUGGCAGGGUGAAGGGAAUGAGUCUACACCCAUGUGCAUAGUUGUGGGAUGUACAUGGUGCUCCCAAUAGUUUCUCCACUUUGUAAAUAUGUCCAUAGCUGGCGCCCCCUGUUCUGUGGGUAAAUAACCCUUAAGAUCUGAAACAACACUCAGCUUCUCCAGAUGUUCAUGCAAGACACAGUUGUAAGGAGUGAUAACUUGAUAAAUAUUUAUGAAAACAGUAGAUGGUCUGAAAGGUUUAAUUGCUUGAAACACUCUUAGAGGCUACUGCCUGUGCAGCAGUGAGGUUAUCGGAGUUGGGUGCAAACCACGACAUUAGCUGUUUUGGGGAUGGUGCACAUACUUGGUUUUGGUUCUACCACAGAACACGUUGGCCGCAUUUGCGUCGCCUUCCUUCAAAUCCAGGAUUUUACCCAUUCUAAAUGCCGAACAAACCUGUGAAGUAGCCAUUUAGCUGAGAGAGAGGGAGUUUCAUGGGUGGAGAGGGGCUUGAAACUCACUCUUCCUGGUCCAAGUCCCAACUCCCUUGUUACUGCACCACACUGGCUCACUGACGUUGAGCUGAACCCUUGAGUAGAUCGUCUUGUGCUCUUUUAUGUAUAUACAGGUGCCCUGUAGGCUUAGAAAGCAGGUUCAAGAGGAUUUAAUUCUACGCCUGUUCUGUUUUCGACCAUCCGCUGAAGAGCUUUGUAAAUGUCUUUAGGGCAGAUGGCAGUAAUUGAGGUAUAUCAUGUAAACACUUUAGUCAGUUGCACAUUGACUGACUGACUGUAACCCUGUUGGCCAUUUACAAGCUGGGGGUCAUGGCUGGCCCAAAUCCUGCCAGCAUGGUCCACUGCCUGUCUGCAUAAUACAGUACCAAGAAUCUAUAUUCAGUCGGUGUCUCUGGCUUGCUCUUUGAGUUUGCUACUGCUUUCUCACCCUAUUCUCCAGAUACUAAUGCAUAUUUAAAAAGGGAUAUAUCUGGCAGCAGCACAAGCAAGGAUUUUAAUUACACUGUGUUGUAUACCAUUGAAAUGCCUUACUUCUUGUUUUCGAGACGUCUGCCCUAACUGUAUUUACACCAGUUUCUGCCAAACGGGUAUACAGUACGCAUAGACUUAAUUGGUUCAGUUUGAAGCCUCUUGUGAAAUUUGGGUGUAAUAACCAAUGAAGCUCUGAAUCUUUCCUGGGUGACGGUACUUGGUCUGUUGGAUUAAUGUAUGUAUAUAAACAGCCCCUGUGUUGCUUUUGUUGCACCUACAUUUUUUUGGGGGGGGGGGGAUAGUGAUUCAGUUAAGUGUCUUUUUCAAGAGCUCUCCCAACCUGAAAGGUUGUGGUGCUUGAAUGCCUCUGGAAAAGAGAAUUCAUGUUAGAUCAUAGGUUCAGCAUGUGUAUUUGUGAAACAUGCCUAUCUUUUCUAAUGUACAAGCUUAAAACUAAUUAUGAGGAAGAAAUAUUGAUGUAUGUAACUGCCAUGCUGGAACUCCAGUUUUUCUGUGCCUUGUUCUCAUUUUUGCAAGACAACCUAUUUUGGGACAAGAAUGGCUCAGCUUCAGAUUGCUUGCACCUAAGCUCAUAUCCUACGAUCACACAUUGUAGGCCAGCCUUGUGAGCCCCUUAUAGACUUUGCCGCCUGUUCAGAUCAAAAUGUGAGGCCCUGCACUGGAAUUUUCACCUGGGUAAGGUUGAAUUGGCAGGAACCCAACAGAGCAAUUCUUUGCAAGGGCUCCCAAUUUUAAUAACCCUUCAGAAAGCUGAUCUAUCUGGCUCCUAAAUCCUUAGAGGGGUUGCCAAAACUUGGCCUUGAGAGGAAUUUGAGAGGUGGAUGAGUGGGUGUGGACAGCUGCUGAUGACUUUUCUGUUUUGGCGUGUUAUGAAUUAAAGUAAAUUUAAAAUCCAGCUUUAUCUGAAUUGUUAGCAUGGCUUGAUGACAGAGUAAUUUUGUGUAAAGUUUUUAUGUGGACGAUAGCCUUUGAGAAGAGACUUUAAACUAAAUGGAGAUUACGAAGCAACGCCAUGAUUCAGAGAGAACAUAAUGGUGAGUCAAAGGAGGAGACUGCAGAAAAGCUUACUUGGCAGGCAGAUGUUGCUCUGCAAGCGGUAGAAAGGUAGAGUUGUGUACACUAUUGAGAGAAACUGACUGAAGUCUGUAGAGGGCUUGACAGCAGGAGGGCAGUGUUGAACUGAAUAUUGAUGGUAGUGGCAACUUGUCAAACUGUGUGGGAGGGAAAGUUGUAAGGUAUUGCUGAUUUAUACUUUAAUGAAAAUUGAAAUGCACUACUAUGUAAGAGAUGGAAGGUUUUUUCAGCCAUGUUUCUAUGGAGACAACCAUAGAGACAAGCUACUAUCUGUCUCUUGCUUUUAUAGGAUAAUUUGAUGUAGCACACCUAAUUAUAUACACUUGCAGCAAAAUCAUAAUUUAGCCUACCUGAACACAGCGUAAAAUAUCUUGCUGGCAUGUGACUUAACCUGACAUCUCUGAAAGGUCACCUUCCUGCAUGUAAAAGGAGUCUGAGGCUUUCCUGGCAACUGCAGGUGAUAAUAAAAAAGGUUGCUCCUUUGAAGGGCUUUGCUUACUUCUCAACUUCUAUCCCAACUCUAAAAUCUUCCCAAAGAGUAGCUGUGUUCAUCUCUUGCAACAAAAAACAAUCAGUCUUGUGUCUCUUGUGUCUCCUUCAAUACGAAUGCAUAUAUCGUGACAUAAGCUUUCAGGGACUCAAGCCCACUUGUCAGAUGCAUGAAUUGAAAUCUUAGUUGGCAGGUAAACAAAGGAGAAAAUGGUACGGUGGGAGUCAUGUCUAUCUUGUUACAUUCUUUGGUAGUAAGUGCCUUUACAAGGAUUUCUUCUGCAAAGUCAUGUUUUUAGGAUUCAGGUUUUCAAAGUGGGUGUGGGGACUAGGCUUGAGGAUGGUAUGAAAGAAUGGAGUGAGGGAAGGGUGUGAAGUUCCUGACUUUAUUUUCAAAUAAUUGAAGGGGAAAUUCAAUAGCCAUUAAAUUUUCUCCCUUUUGAUUACUGCCUAACCUGUUCUUUGGUUUUGAUAUUACCGGUAUCUUUCUAACCCAAACUUUUCUACAGAUGCAUGAGAACUAAUGACUUGUAUGUAUUUUUUUUCCCCUUACUGACAUUUGGAAUCUCCCCAGAUUCCACAUUCAUGUUGUCAUCCAAUGGGUGUUCCUUGCAGGUCUUCCUCAAAAUUGGACUAUUCCGUUAUUAUGCAGAAUUAAAAUAGGAACAACCUCCGCGUGUCUGUACUUUUUGUUCUGGGGGAAGUAAUUUGAGGGAGGCAUUUCUGAAUUCAGCUACUUACUGAACUGGUUCCUUUAAAGGACUGUUAAGAGGACCUAUCAGGACUCAGCAGCACUAAGGACUCAGCAGGACUCAGACCCAGUCACAAAUAUCCCCUUCUUGGGCAAGGUGAUUAAAAGCAUGGUGGUGGUCCAGCUUUAAGCCUGUGCGAAGGAAGCUGAGCAUCUGGACCCAUUUCAUUCUGGCUCCAGGCCUCUUCAUUGUACUGAAACUGCUUUGGGUGCCUUGUCUGAUGACUUUUGUUGAGAGAGAAGGGGAAUGCAACCCUGUGCAUUCUCUUUGACUUCUCUGACUUUUGGUAGUGAUGACUAUGGAAUUCUUCUGGACUGACUGGGGGGGGGCACCAUUUUACUGGGGUUAUGUUCCUACCUCCAGGGUCAGUUCCAGAAGGGAGCAAUUGGGGGAGGGCUGUUACUUGAAACCCUGGGAAUUGACCUGUGGAAUUCUGCAGGGGUCCAUUCUAUUGUCCAUCCUGUUGUUUACUUGGCCUGGCCCCUUGGGGUGAAAGGCUGAUAAUAAAUAGCAGAACUAAAAUAAGAUAAAUAUGUAGAGCACGUCUCUCGAAGGCCCCAACCCACAACUUAGGUGAGGGCUAGAUGAAGGUGGGGAGGUAGGGCCUGCUACAGAAGGGCUGGCAAGCAAUUAAUUUUUUUAAGAAGCGGAUUAGGAUAAAUGGGCAUUACCUCCAAGCCCUACUAUGCUGUUUACCUCCCAUGUGCAUAGAUCUGCUAGCAAAAGAGGAUGGAUCAUGUCUGCUGUUGGUGAUUAAAUGAGCACAGAUGUACACUAACAGGCAUGAUCAUCCUCUUUUGCAAGCACAGCCUUCUGCCUGGGAGGUGAAUGGUGUCAGGUGGUUCUGAUCAUCUGUGCUAAUUCAACCAUAUAAUUGUCUUUUAGUGCUAGCCUAGGUGUAUUUUUAAGAAAUACUUGGUAGGACAGCAAAAUUCUAAGCACCCCCAUCAGCCUCAUAGGCAUACAUGAUUGGAAAUGGCUGCACUGCUGUUAUCAUGGCAUUUGAGUAUAGGGGAACCAAUAACAACAACAACAACAACAACUGCUAUUUUAUUACUUCUACCCCACCCAUCUGACUGGGUUGCCCCAAUCACUCUGGACGUCUUCCAACAAAAUAUAAAAGCACUGUAAGACACCAAACAUUAUAGAUGUUCAGCUUACAUUGUGCAGCCAUCCACAACUGCUGAGAUGCUGAACCAUGCAACUUAUUGAAACACCACAACACGUCUCUAAAACAAGCUCUAGCUUUAGUUUCCUGGGAAACAAACGCCUUCCUUUCUGCCUAGACUUUUAUUCAGAAAGCAACCUAGUAUUCUUACCACCUCCUUUCUCUCUCUCCCCCCCCCCACUUGUAAACACCUAUUAGAUAAAAAUAGAGUUCUGCAGUCUGGCGUUCAUUUCAUUUCAAGCUGGAAGCAUUUUAUGAGUUGUGAAUCCUCAAGUGUAGGUGGGGAAACAUUUUGCACGUGAAAUGGAACAUCUUUGUGAAACUGAGUAAAAAGAAUUGUUCUUUAAGAUCAGCUACACCAAUAGUCUUGCAAAAUGAUAUAGGUAUAUCAGUAGACUGCUGAAAAGCCUUAAAAUAGCAACCGGGUGAUAUAUAUAAAGCAACACUUCUUUUUAUUCUUUUUACAGAUCUGGAGUCCUUACCGGCAGCCUGGUUGCACAGGAGAUCUGGAUGGUAAAAUCGAGGACGAUUCCCGUUGUCUGUACACACAUGAAGAGUACAUUAGUCUUGUGCUAAACAGUGGCAGUGGCCUGUCUCAUGACUAUGCCAAUCAGUCAGUCCAAGAGGAUCCACGGAUGAUGGCCUUUUUUGACUCCUUGGUCCGUCGAGAGAUUGAGGGGUGGAGCUCUGAUUCCGACAGUGACCUUAGUGAAAGCACAAUCCUGCAGCUCCAUGCCGGAGUAAGCGAGCGUUCAGGGUAUAGUGAGUCUGAGUCCUCCACAUCUCUGCAUCACUCCCCACCUCACAUGACGGAAGAAUCUGAUGAAGCUGCCUAUAACUUGGGAACCUUGAGAUCUACCGAAUCUCCACCAGCCAGAGAAGCUGUGGCUUCUCGCCAGCAACGUUUGUCUGCACUGAGAAGGUACCAAGACAAGCGUCUCUUGGCCCUUUCUAAUGAGUCUGAUUCUGAUGAAAAUACUUGUGAGACGGAGCUAGAUGCUGAUCUCUUCCCAAGGCCCAGGUCCCCAAGCCCCGAAGAGAAUGACUCGAGCAGCUCCAGCAGCAGCAGCAGCACAGAAGAUGACGAGGAACUGAAUGAGCGCCGUGCCUCAACCCGGCAACGCAACGCACUAAGGCGCAGGCAGAAGCCACAAAAGGAAGAAAGGACUAAUGCAAAUGCCAGCACAGAAAACACAAGUACCUACUUAGGCGAAGACCUCUAUGAUUAUCCCCAGAUCAAAGUGGAUGACCUCUCUCCUUCUCCAGCCUCAUCUCCCGAAAGGAGUACUGCAAAUACUGAGGUCCGCAAAGAGAAGGUCUCUCCUUGCUCAGAAAGUGAAUCUGUAGACAGGAAGAUCUACAAAGCUUUCAGGUGGCUCCACUAUUCUUAUAUGUCUUAUGCAGCUAACAAAGAUGGCGAAACUUCGCAUGGAGGUGGUGAAAGUGAAGGGAGACCUGGAACGAGCAGAAAAACCCAAGGUGGGCAGGAUCCCUCUACUGAAAACCGCAACAAGGAAACCUUCAAGGAACGUAGCUCGGCAGAAAAUUCUAGAAAUGGUCAAGAUCAUGAAUGCGAUAAUCAGCGGCAGCUGGAGGAUCAAGAGAACGUCACCCAAGGGAACGGAAACAGUGGGACUGUGGAGCAUUCGUUUGAGAUGAAGAAGCUCAAUGGAAAAGCCACAUGCAAAGGCCGAAGUAGUUGCACUGAAGAGCCACGCAGCCAGCCUGCAGGAUUUGUGGAGCAGAAAAGUAACCAGAAUUGUCAACCUGCCCCCAGCCACAACCCACUGGUUGUCUCGAAGGAUUCAUUUUCCACCGCUGCCACCUGUAGUGGAUCUGGAAAUUACUCUAGAAACCCAACAGAUGACAAUGAGGACAGGAACACGGACAAUUCCUGUGCAAACCACAAUAAUGGUCACUUGCACCCUCGCUCUUCUUACCUUAGUAACGGACAGAGUUUUGGAGAGCAGGAGGCUGUGGCUCAAGGAAGACAAUUACACUUAAAUGCUGAUAAUGGCAGCCUUGUGCAGACAUGCACAUCCUUGCACAAGGAAUGCAGCCUGUCUGCAACAGACUCUCCCAGUCACACCGUGAGCACGAAAGAGGAAGCUGCCGAGUUGCAUCUUCCAGGCAGUGAUGGCUCGCAGAUCCGUGGGCGACAGAAAAGGCAUAGAACAGAGUUUGAAGACACAGAUUCUGAGAAGUCUUCCUCAGAAAAGAAGUUAAAAACACACACAGCCUGGGUUUGAAAUGUCACAUUUCCAGUUCUCCAUUCCAUUCUCCAGUGGGUCUAUUUUAAAUUGCCAGGGGCUAUGUUGUAUAAAAAAAAUCUAAUCAACCUUUAAAAUGAGACUGAGUAUAGUGUACCCUUACAAGGUUCUGUUCAAGUAAAUCCUUAUUCAGACAGUUGACUUAUUCUCGUGUGAUGUGUGGUGUUUGUUCAGCUAGCUACCUAACGUGGCUAUUGUAAAUCUUACUCUUCUGAAAAGAAUUAUUUGCGUGUUGAUACUGUGGGUUUUAUAGCCUCAUUGACUUGAGUGAUAGGCAACUGACAUCUAUGACUGAUGCUUCUGGGGUGUUUUUCUGCACAUGAAAAUGGGAGCAAAUUGGGUGCAGCCUUCUAACCCUCUCCCAUGCUUCUGAAGUCUUAAAGAAGAGUGACUGUUUGAUUUGGUGGAAGCAUUCUCAUGGUUUAUGUAUGUAAAGUAACAUCACACAGCUGUUUGUACUUAAAGUAAUCCAAUUACUCAUUCAAGAAGCAGGAGAUGGUUUUGUUUGAAACUGUUAAGGUAGUAUCCAGAAUGACCUUGCUCUUUUUCCUUCUUCUAAAGUUAAGCCUCUCCUUCCACAAAGUAGCCAUAUUUGUCAUUGGAUUAGAACGUAGACUCCACUCCAAUUGAAAUUCACUAGAGGUAUAAUCUGGAAGCACUGCUGUACUUCCCAUGGCUUCAUUUGCUGUCCCUAAGCUAUUACCUGAUUUACAAAAUAACUUGCAGGAAAGCUACACGAAAUCUUGUAUGUAGCUACAACUCUUGUGUCUGCAUGAAACUGGUGAUACAGUCCAGGAAAGAUGGUUAGUGUAACUCGGAGGAGAAAAAUGCAUAUUGAUGUACCUAACAAGCUAACUGUGAGCGUAAACUGAAUCUUGAGACCCGGUUCUCUCUUCUUUUCUUUUCCUUUUUUAAAAUAAUUGAUCUUCUUUGGAACAGUAGGCUGACUUUAGAGACCCUGGUUUUACAAGUCCUGCACUACUGUUCAAAAGGUGCAGAUUGAUGUAUGGUUUCCAAUUAAACAAAUAUUUUUGUGUGUAUUGACUAUCUUGUUUUUUAUGGUAAACCAUAACAUUGGUAUAUAUUUUUGUAAUACAAUAGUUAUACACUGGAGAGGGAAUGGCCUUGCAGUUCAACACUUGACACUGGUAAAUUCUUCUGGGAUUCCAAGUAAACAGAAAUGUUAAUCAGCC